ACACAUUUAAAUUCUUUGUCUAUAUUUGUGUAAUAUUUUUACAUAAUUAGUUUUAUUAAUUAUAGUGUGAGGGACCUGCCUGACAAACCAGACAGAAAGUCCACAGAAUUUGGUUGACAGGCCCUAUAUUUAACCUUGUAACUUUCCAAGGCACCAUAAAACCUGAACAUGGGGGGUACUGUUUUACUCGGGAGACUAUGCUGAACACAAAUAUUAGUGUUUCAAAACAGUGAAAUGUAUCACAACGAUGAUAUCGUCUGUGAAAGUGCUAUUUUUUUGCAUUUUACACACACAAACGGCACUUACACUGACAAUAUUGUUGUGAUAUAUUUUACGGUUUUGAAUUACUAAUAUUUCUGUUCAGGGAAGUCUCCAGAGUAUAACAGUGCCCCCAAUGUACAGAUUUUAUUGUGUUUUCAAAAUUUAGAGAGUCAAAUAUAAGGCUUGCAUUUAAUUUUUACAUUGAAAUUUACCAGAUUGGUUAUGUUGCAUUUGAGACUGUAUGGUUGCCCAGGAAUGAGAAUUACUCCCAUGAUGGCAUACCAUUUACAAAAGUACGCAACCCAAGGUAUUGAAAUGGGAUAUGUACAGUCUUUUGUAGUAGUCACAAACAGUGGCCAAAAUUAGCGUUAAAAUUUGUUUUUUGCAAUUUUCACACACAAACAAAUAUGAACGCCAAUUUUGGCCAGUGUUUGUGACUAAGUGGCUACUAAAAAACAAAAACAUACCCCAUUUGUAAUACCUUGGGUUGUCUACUUUGGUACUAAUUUGGUAUGAAAAGCAACAAAAUGUCGGCAAAUUUCAUGUAUAAACUGAAAAACGUAACGUGCUAUAUUUGACCCUGUAACUUUCCAAAACACCAUAAAACCUGUACAUUGGGGGGUACUGUGAGUAAAUGCUGAAUACAAAUAUGUGUACUUUAUUGCAGCAACAGCAUUAUGCUAUUCAAAGUUAAAAUAAAUGCCAUGCAGAACUAAAAAAAUAAAUCUUAAAGGGAAACUCCAGUGCCAGGAAAACAAUCCAUUUUCCUGGCACUGCAGGUCCCCUCUCCCUCCUACCUCCGGUAGCUGAAGGGGUGAAAUCCCCUUCAGGUCACUUACCUGAGACCCCACCGAUGUCCUUCGGCGGUGGUUUCUUCUCGCUGCCGCUCCUCCCAGUCAUCAUGUCGGCCAGUGGGCGAGACUGAUCCUGCCCACUGGCUGGGGAGACCUAAUGUGCAUGCGCGACAAUACCGUGCAUGCGCAUUAGAACUCCCCACACAGCGUGAGGACCUCCAGCGACGCUCUAGCACAGGUUUCCUGUGCUACAGAGCAAGAAGUGUCCUCUAGUGGCUGUCUAGUAGACAGCCACUAGAGGAGGAGUUAACCCUGCAAGGUAAAUAUUUGUUGCAGGGUUAAGGGUAGUGGGAGUUGGCACCCAGACCAUUUCAAUGGGCAGAAGUGGUCUGGGUGCCUGGAGUGUCCCUUUAAUUUCUCAUUUUUUAAAAUUUCCAUAUUACAUCAUUGAUGUGACAUUAAAGCCCUGUUUCUCCUGAACAAAAUGAUAUAUAAUAAGUGUGGGUGCACUUAAUGUGACAGCGGUGAAUUACAGUUGGACAGACACAUAGCGCACAUUCCAGGUUUUGAUCACAACAAUGGUCUCAGUCCCUCAUCUAAUUUACUAAUAAUGUACCAUUAUACCAGGAAUGGUGGGAUCAGUGUUAUGGAGGGCUGUGGGUGUCUGUCUGGCGAUGCCUGUGAUUGCUAUUGCUGUAUAGCGAGUGUCACUGUAACCUGUCACACAGCGAGCAGCAGGGAGAGAGAGAUUGUAACCGUGUCAGUCCGCUAUAUAAACAGUAAUAACAUUGUAUCGUGUGAUAUCAUCUUUUUAGUCCAAUGUAAAUAAAUAGUGUAUUAGAAGGCCCGCAUUAUUCCCGUGUUCCAGGCAGGCUCCAGGCAGUAAGCAGGUUACAGCACACCCUGCUCCCAUGGCAAGCUCCAGGAAUAUCUGGCUGUGGCAGCGGAGGACUCUGUAUCCCAUGAUGCCGUGCGAAGGCCACCCACCCCCCUCUCUCCAGCCUCGUUUUCCGGUGGGCGGUACGAGACGCUCCCCCCUCCUCCCAAGCUCGGCCAAUCAGGCGGCCGCUGCACCGGUGACGUCACGGCGCAGUCGAAGAGGGAAGAGGAAGCAGAUCGUGGAGGGGGAAAAAAAAGAAGGCGGCGGAGCGCGGGGUCACGACCUCUGACCUCUCAACUCCAACCAACCAAAACUAACCGCGACCGGCGGGACCCGAGGAGCGCAGCGAUAACCGGAGAGGAGCCGGGGCCGCCGGGAGUGUAGGGGAUGCGGCUGUGAGAAGGACCUCCUCCGGGGUGAGGUACGACAGGGGUUCCCGGGGCCAGGCCGCUCUCUGACUCUCCAGGCCCGGCGCUGACCGCACUGGAAAGUGAGCUGCCAGCGUCGGGGCCUGCACUUUAUAAGCAGCGGGAGAAUGACAGCACAGGCAGCCAAUGAGGGCCCAGUAUGCUCAGCCAAUCAGCGGAGCGGGGUCCGCGCAGGCAGGGAAUGACAGCCAAUCACAGGCCAGGGGUGUCCGCGCGGGCAGAUCGCGGUGGCCAAUCAGAACUCGUAGAAUGGCGGUCCGGGUUGCCGCACAGCGCCUGUCAGACCCAGGGUGACCUCAGGGAGGUUCCAACCCGGGCUCUGCCAGUCACAGCCUGGAAUACCUCCACCUGGCAUAGCGCCAAUGUGCCUUCCCGUCGGCGCUUUGCCUUUAUUUAUGUAAUGUGUAAGGGGCGGGACACGGGAACCAAUCAGGCAGCAGGUAACGGAGUUUGGGCGGCUCUAUAGAAUAACUGACAGGGCAGUGAGCCAAUUGGAGAGCGAGGGAGGGAUAUGUUGUUGGUAUAUUGUUUUGUUUGCAUAGCGCCAUCUAGAGGCUACUGGCAAUACUACACCUCAAGUCCAUCUAGUGGUGGCAUGUGAUAUUGCAGCUCCGAUUUGAUAAGCAUCACAAAUUCAAUAUGCGGCUAGUGGAUAUUAUUAGUUUUAAUACAAAAACUUGAUAUUACAAUUGUUUCACUCAGUAACCAUUGAUAUAUGUUAUAUACUCUUGCAAACAUGUGACUUCACAGAAUCUGUGAUAUUAUAGCACAUCAGUCUUCCAAAGUCAGCCAAUUAGUUAGCAAGGUCUGGUGGCCAAUUUGAGAAACUUGUUUUCUGUAAUGGCUGGUGGUGUGUGCACCUGAUUAACCUCUUCAUGAAGGGCAGAGUAGACAUGUGCACAAACCAUUUUCACCUGCAACAAGCAAGUCAAAUGUGUGUUAAUCCAAGACUGAAACAAUAGUUCCAUCACGAAAAUCCUAGACAGAUUAAUGUGUUUGGACAUAGAAUAAAAUAAUUUUUUUUUUUUUUUUUUGUAAAUAUAAGUUUAUUUGUGUAGAUUUGCUGUAGCAUAUACAAUCAAACAUGCAAUAGUGGAUCGGGAGACACGCAGGUCUCACUUACAGUGACAAUUAGUUAAGUAUUUAACAUUUACCCAGUAUUCCUAGAUACUUAUAGGCUUUAUUAAUCUCAUGUGUCUAUAGGUUCCCUAUCUCCUUCGUUCCCUUUCCCUUCCUCUCUCCUUUCCUUCCCCCCCUUCCCCUCCAUCCUGUAGUUCCCCUCUUCUCAUCCUUCUUCUCCUGUACCCUUUCCUUCUCUGUCUCUCUCCCUUCUCUACCUCCCCUCCCCAUCUCCUCCUCCACCUUUUCCCUGUUCCCCUUCGUUUUUGCGUUCUCUGGAGUCAUGGGGCGCUCUUUUAACUAUAGAGGUUAGGUUUAUUUCCUUCCGCUAUGGGGAUCCCUAUCUCAUGGUCCGUUUCGUUCUAUCCGGGCAUUGGCACAUUCUCUGGACAUUGGUAGCCCCCUAUUUUCUGGACUUCUAUCUGUGUCGGAUUUCGGCCGGAUGUCCGGUGUGGGCGGUUAUACUAGUGUCCUAUGUACCUUUACCUCUUGCAUUUUAUUCUUGAGCGUUGUGUGUUAUACUGUGGUUCGUUUGUGCAUCUUUAUUGUUCUGUACAUUGUGUUGGGCUUGUCUUACGGUCCUGGGUCUCCCUUCCCUUGGUCACUACUUCAGCUAAUGCAUGUUUGUCUUUACCUCCGUUUGAGGUUGCUUUCUGAGAUGGCCGACCACCAGGCAGUAUAUACCGCUUUCGUGGGUGACCAUGUCUUAGAGUGCUCGUGGUUGUCUCCGUGCGUUCCAGUCAGCACUAGAACUGUAACUAGGUGUGUUUGUUUAAUGGUUCAUUCUGAGUUUGCUUUUGUGUGCCCAGUGUGUAUUGGCAUGUAGCUGUUCCUUUAGCUGUAUUUUUACUAUGGUGUGGUGUGGCACCCACCAGGUUGUUAUGUUUCCGUGAUCCUUGUGUUAUGUUAUAGGUUAGGAUAGUUAGAGAAGAAAAGAAGAAGAAAAAAGAGGAGGAGAGAACAAAAAAAAAAAAAAAAAUGUGGGGAGGGGAAGGUGUGGAGAGCGUCCACCUGUUUGACGCAUGGGGUAACCUUCUAUGUUACAUAUGCCAGCCAAGGUCUCCAUGUCUCCGUAUGUCGUUCUUCUCUCCCCAGUAUCUCUGCUAUUUUGGCUUCCGCCAUUCGUAUGUCUUCCACCUUACUUUUCCACUGUUCUGUCGUGGGUGGUUCUUGUUUCUUCCAGUGUAGCGGUAUCAGCGAUUUAGCAGCGUUCAGCAGGUGUCUCAGAAUUGACUUCUUGUAAGAGCCAAGUGGUUGUUCCGUGUGGUGUAUAAGGGCGGCUGCCAUAGUCAGGGUUGGAGGGUCGUCUAAAAUGUUCCGAACUUCGCGUUCGAUUUUCCUCCAGUAUGGCUCAAUGACUGUGCAGUCCCACCAGAUGUGUCGCAGCGUUCCGGGGCCCGCAUUGCAUCUCCUGCAGGUGUUCGGUAUAGACGGGAUGUAUCGACUGAGGACAGAGGGUGUGCGGUACCAAUGUGUCAGUAGUUUGAAGUUUACCUCCUGGUAGUGAGAGCUGGAGGAGCUCUUGUGUUGUAGUAUCAGGAUUUUGACCCAUUGGUCAUCUGAAAACGUAUUGUCCGUCCAUUCCUCCCAUUGUCGUUUGUACAGGUUGUUGUUUGUUCUAUUACCUGUGAUUAAGGUUCGGUAUAUCGCCGAAACCCUCCCGUCCGCUUCCGGUGCUUGUGAGCAUAGUGUUUCAUACCAUGUGAGGUCCCUGUGUAUUUUAGUUCUGUGCGGCAGGUUAUGGUAGUAGUGUAGCAGCUGCGCGUAAUGGAACCGGUGCAGGAUCGUGAGCGAGUUUCCGUCUGCCAGCUCCCUAAGUGGUUUCACUCCCGUAUUGUUGAGAACCGUAUGUAUGGGUAUGUACCCGUCUGGAGUAUCGAUUGGCCACGCAGAUGCCGCGAGUCCAUCCCCCAGUUGUGGAUUAUGAGUUAUGGGGAUUAACGGGCUUGGCUUGGGUGAAAUCUGUUGUUCGUUCCUCAUUGUGGACCAUUGUUUUAACAUUUGUGUAACCGGGGAAUCCUCUCCCAAGGUUGAAUGCGCUUCCGUUUCUUUGUGCCAUAUCAGCGAGUGUAGUCGGUUGUCGGUGGUGUCUUUCCAAAGUGUCACCCACCGUUUUUGUGUUGAGGCCAUGUGUAUUUCUCUUAUCCUUUGCAUGACUGUUGCCUGGUGGUAACGUUUGAUAUCCGGAAGUGCUAGUCCUCCCCAACCUCUCGGGAGGCUGAGUUUGUCGAAGCUAAUUCGCGCCCUGUCUCCCUUCCAUAUGUAUUGAAUGAAUGCUGUUUUCAAUCUUGCGAAGAAAGUGCGUGGAAUUGUGUGUGGCGCUGUAUGAAAUAAGUAUAAAAUUCUGGGGAGGAUAUUCAUCUUGAUCACUGCUAUCCUCCCCAGCCAGGAAAUGUGGGUAUGGUUCCACCGCUCGAGGUCUCUGAGUAUGGUAGUCAGAAGGGGUGUGUGGUUGUGUGCAUAGAUGUCUUUCGAUUCCUGUGUGAUCCAUAACCCCAGAUAUUUCAUCCGUCCUUGGCACCAUUGGAAUGGGUAGUUGCUUUUCAGUUGUGCGCUUUCCCUUUCAGAUACAGUAACGUUUAAAAUUUCACAUUUCGUCAGGUUGAGUUUUAAUCCCGAGAGGCGUCCGUAGUUUUCGAAUUCAGUCAGGAGCGGAGAUAUGGAGUCUGUUGGGUUCCUGAGGAAAAAGAGCAUGUCAUCUGCAUAUGCAGCUACUUUAUGUUCGUGGGUUUUAUAGCAUAGUCCCCUUAUUCUCUCAUUUUUUCGGAUACGGUCUAAGAGUGGUUCCAAUGUUAGUGCGAAUAUGAUCGGAGAGAGCGGACAUCCCUGCCUCGUGCCGUUCUGAAUGUCGAAGCUAUUCGUAAGGGCCCCGUUGACCCGUAUUCUGGCGGACGGGCAGCUGUACAGUGCUGAAAUCCAGGUGAGUAUCUCCUGUCCCAUGCCCAACGUGCGUAGUGUCUCCAUCAUGAAGUUCCAGUUGACCCUGUCGAAGGCUUUCUCCGCGUCCGUUGAUAAUAGGAUCAGUUUUGUCUUCGUUUGUUUGGCUAGGUGUUGGAUCGCGAACAGCCUAAGAGUACAGUCUCUGGCUUCCCUUCCCGGGAUGAAACCGGUCUGGUCUGGGUGUAUCAGUCUUGUAAGAAAUGUUUGAAGCCUCAUCGCUAUCACCUUGGAAAAUAAUUUUAUGUCUGCGUUGAGGAGCGAUAUAGGGCGAUAGUUUCCCACCUGCUCUGUAUUUUUACCGGGCUUAGGGAUAACCGUAAUGGUUGCUGUCAGCGAUUCCCUACUAAAGGUGUGUCCUUCUCGUAUGCUGUUGAUCGCCUUCGUUAAAUGGGGCACAAGAAUGUUUCCGAAUUUUUUGAGGUAUUCUAUUGGGAAGCCGUCUGGUCCCGGUGCUUUUCCGGUUUUUGCCAUUUUCAGUGCUCUCUUGAUCUCCUCUUCUGAGAUCGGUGCGUCUAGUGCUUCUGCUUCCUCUUGUGUUAGGGCGUCCGGUCUGUAGGCUCCCAGGUAGUCCGUCGUGGCCAGCUUCCUCGUAUCGCGGGUCAGUUCGUCCUCGUCUUUUCGAAUACUGUAUAGUUGUUCGUAGUACCGUUGGAAUUCGGUCGCUAUCUCUUCCGGAAAUUGGGUUAUUGUUCCUCGUGUGGUGCGUAGGGCAUGUACCUGCGCUCUACCCUGUACUCCUCUCAGCAUGCGUGCUAGUAGCUUACCCCCCUUGUUGGCGUGUCUAUAGAAAAAUGAGUGGUUUCGUUGGAGGUGCCUGGCAUGUCUCUGCUCAAGCAGUUGAGAGAGUAGUCUUCUGUUUGUUGUGAGAUCCCUGUAGGUCUGGUCUUGUAGGGUGCGUUUGUGGGCCAUUUCCAGAUCUGAUAUCUUCUUCGUCAGUUCCACAAUUCGUUUUCCCAUUUCUUUUUUCUUUCGGGAGGCCAUGCGGAUUAGGUGGCCUCUGAUGACGCUUUUGUGUGCUUCCCAAAUCGUCAUGUCCGAAACCUCCCCAUUGUUGUUUUCCGUAAAGUAUUGGUUCAAAUGAUCAGUGAGUUGGGUUCUGAGUGCCAGGUCCAUCAAGAGGGAGUCGUUCAGUCUCCAAGAGGUUCUUGCCGGCCUAUAUAGGGGAGAUGACAUGGUCACCUGCGUCGCGCUGUGAUCCGACCAUGGCGUGGCAAGGAUGUCCGCUCUCUGUAGGUGUGUGAGACCCUCCUGUUGUAUGAAUAUGUAAUCGAUUCUUGAGUACCUGUUGUGGAGCGUGGAAUAGUACGUGUAGUCCCGGUCGUCUGGAUGUCUUGCUCUCCAUGUGUCCACCAAUCGUAGAUCCCGUAACGCUUUUUGUAUAGUUGUGCGCGCCGAGUAGGGCAUGCUGCUUCGCCCUGUUGACGUGUCAGUGAGGGGAUCUAGGGGCGUGUUGAGAUCACCGCCAAAGAUGAGUAUCCCUUCCGUGAACCUUGACAGCUUCAACAGUGUGCGCCUCAGGAAGCUCGCUUGUCCAGCGUUGGGUGUAUAUAUCGUGGCGAUCGUGUAUGUUUUGUUCGCUAUCUCCCCCUUGAUGAAGAGAUAUCUUCCCCCUUCAUCUAUCUUUUGGUCCGUGAGGGUGAAUUGCAGGUGUGCGGCCAGGAGGAUCGCGGUUCCCCCUUUGCGAGAGGUCUGGUGAUUGCUAUAGUAGUUUACAGGGUAGUGUUUGUCCUUAAGUAGCGUGUUUGAGACCGAUCUGAGGUGGGUUUCCUGGAGGAGUGCAAUGGAGACAUGUUGUCUCUUGAGACUUCUUAGAAGGUGAGAUCUCUUUUCGGGUGUAUUUAGCCCUCUGCAGUUCUGCGACCUUACGACCAGCUCAGCCGGUAUGUACGCCAUCUGUGGUCCUGUGUGGGCUAUUUGGUGGUUCCGGAUUCUCCUACAGCUCCUUCGUCCGUCUAUUCAGUUCUGAUUCCUUUGGUGAUGUGGGUCCAGGUGUGUCCCAGAGAGAGGCCUCUCGUUGUGGUUCUGGUGGAGAGAAGGAAGGGAAAGAAGAAGGAGAAAAAAAAAAAAAAAGGGGGGAGUAGAAGAGAGAGUAAAGAGAAGAGGAAUUGAACAGUAGUGGAAAAAAUGAACAGCUGUAGCGACUACAGCUCAGUGAGGUUCGUGUAUGUGGUGUGUGACUAUUUCUUCAGGCUAAUUUGGCGAUUAUUCGUCGUCGCCGUGUGUGGCCUUAGUUGGGUUGUGUGUAGCGUGUCAGGGCGUGGGGUAAAGUAACCGUUGCCCCAAUUUGGGGUGACUCCGUGUACCUUGGUGGGCAACCAAUGCCGUACCACCGGUUUGUGUCCCGGCAAGGCUUCGGCCUUGGCUCCCCCAAUGGGUCUGUCUACACGGAUAUGUGGUCAGGAGGUGGCCUGAUCCUGCAAUCGCAGUGACUAGAUGUUGGGUGUGUGGCUCGGUCGAAUGUGGCAGCAGAGUCAGCGUUCCCACUAUGUUGAUCUCAGCUAAGGUGUGCAUUAGUCUAGGUUAUGGUUAGCUCAUGUGAAUCCUUGUCAAUGGGUCAGAUAGUUAGGUUGUGUUGUACUUCCCCCGUGUCUGGUGGCUUACUCAUCUCUAGAGAGUCGUCCCGGGCAAGGUGCGUUUGAGUUUGCGGGAGUUGAUGCGCAACUCAGACGUUCUGUUGCCAGGUCUGAGGUGGGGUGCUCGCGCGUGGUGUAUGCAAUGAGGGUGCAAUUCUAGUUGUAGUUUCUGUUGUGGUAGCAGUGUUCUGCGUGUAUGUCCUGUCUGUCAAGGUCAUUCUGGGUGGGAGGCUCCUGGGCAGGGGGGUGUCCUGUAUCCGUACUUUAGCGAUGUUUUGGGGUUAGCUCCGUGUGUCUUUAGAACGUGUUCGUCUACCUGUCUAUUAAUGGGGUGGGUUCCCGGUCCAUUCUAGGGUGAGGCCGAUCAUGAUGUAGCCCUCUGUUCCAGCCCCUACAAUAACUUCCAUUGCCGUGACUUGUGGGCAUCUUGCCUUCCUUCCCGUUGCGUCUCCCGUCUAUCCUCACUCCCACUACCUCUUUCUGUGAGCGGUGCCGUGGAGUUAUCUAGGGUAUUGUCAUGGGUCUUGCGGGAUCGGGGGGUUGUGCCAAGGUGACUCCCUCUUAUUGUUAGUAUACAUAUAUAUAUAUAUAUAUAUAUAUUUUUUUUUUUAAUUAUUUCCCCCCCCCCCUUUUUUAUGAAAUAAAAUUAGUAUCGCCCCCCCCUGUCCCCUCCCUCUCCCCCCGAUAACUGCAGUUUGUGAUAGCGUCCCAGUCUAUCCCCCCUCUUACGUCCCUAGACUCUCUCUUCCCUUGGGAUGUGAUUCCCAUCUCCCUAGUUUUCCAGUUUCCCCUACCUCCGCAGGGGCGCCCCCCUCCCCGUACCAGCCGUCUCCCGGCAGCGGCGUCAGCUUCUUCCUCUCUCCACCACCUCGCUUGCGUAUCCCUAUUAUUAAGUCCCUUAUGCAGUCCGCUUCAAAUUUCCCCCCUUCCCCCCGUUCCCCCUCCCCCAGUUUUCAAAGUAUUCGUACUCCCAGUCUCGGUAGUUAGUCUUUGAGAUUGCAGUAGCAUAUGAAUCCUCCACCCCUGCCCUCCAUAACCUUCCCUCCCAAAGUAGAGUCGACCCAAGGUAAUGUGUCCAUAGUUGCGGGCCCUCUCAGGACGUUGUCCCCCUUGCCCCUCGCCUUGACGCUCAUGUAUAGCUACAAAAGUCUGUGAGAAUAAAAUAAUUUUCAUUAGUUUACUGCACGUGAAAAGGACUUUUGUGCAAGUUUAAAAAACUGUAAUGCAAAUUGUAUGAACCCUGUACACCUUAUUUGUCAUGAAGAAUUAGAAAACUUGCAACUGUGUAAGGUCAUACCCAGCGCAUUUUUGCCCAUGCAAGAGCAUUCCACACAUGUGUAUGUCUGGUCGACAAGCAGGGCUGAUGUGCCACUUUUCCAGCACUUUGGUCACUGCAUGUCACCAGUUAUUAAUUUUUAUCCCUAAUUGUUUAGUUAAAAUUGGCAUGUAGAAAAAAAACACCUGAAGUUACGUUCUUAAAUUGGUAAUAAAACUAGUUGUUUGAAUACUUCUGUACUUCAUGAUUUAAAGAGAUCCUCCUCAUGACUAUUACAGAUUGCCGUAGCAGCUAUCCUGAUUAGUUUUGAUGACAUCCCUCGUUUUAACCUCAAUCUAUUGAAGAAUUGUGUGAUAUAAACCAAGGUCUUCUGGUGGUGACAGGCCAAACCCAUUUCAGCCACAUUACUGAUGCAAAACGAACACUGCCACAUUAUCAAUGGCAGUUUCUUUCAUCUUGGAUGAGAAUGCUGAACUGAAAUGCAAGAGCUAUUAUCUUUAAGUUUGAUAAAAUUAUAAUGCAGAAGCAUUAUUUCUGUAUUAUAAUGUGGGUGGUCCUUUUUAUCUGGGAAGAUCCUCUGUUUAUAGCAAACUACUCUUAAACAGCAGGGUGUUUUACAGACGGAAGGAGCCAGGGAACACUAGGUAGCAUAACCACUACAGCAAAGUGUGUAAUUCAUAUGUCCGUAGAGAAUGCUAAAUAUACAUUGGUGUUUAAGAAUAAUAUUGUCUCUCCUUUUUAUUCUGAUCGUUUGCCACAACAAGUGUUUUAAUGGCAUUGUUUGUGAAUAUAGACCAUUUUUUGUGAACAUGUAGGUUAGGCAUAGAUUUCUCUUUGGACCAUACUCACAACACAUUUUCCAUUGUUCUCCUUAUUUAAUGUCUUCGAUGUCCUUAUCCUACACUUGCUUCUGUUGCUCUAAUGAUUUCUCUGUUGGUUUUAUCUGACAUGUCACAGGUUGAUGGCAGUUUCUCUGUCAGCUGUUUCUGCAUGUUCUGGAGGCAGAGACAUAUUGCAGGCCCCAAUCCUCUUUAAUGCCUCUGCCGUUUAUCAGAUUGACAGGAGGUUGCAUUGUCAUAUAGCAUCUUCAAUUGAUUGCCUGAUUAGAGCAUUUACUGCUAUUGGACUUCACAGAAACUACAGAUUUGUCAGCUUAUGGAGAACGUUUAGGAGAUCUGAUGAUCUGCCAAGAACCUCAGGGAUAUACAUGUGUGGCUUUGCUCUAUUAAUCCUUUAUUCACUUUUAACAAAAGUAUAUUUCAGGAAGUAUUACUUUAGAGAGGUUAGUGGAUGCAUGGAAUAGCAGGCCAGCUGAAGUGGUAGAGGUGAAGGAGUUUAAGCAUGCGUGGGAUAGGCAUAGGGUUAUCUUAGACUUAUGAUAAGGUCAGGGACUGCCGAGCAGACCAGACUUGCUCCUAUGAGCUCCUGCAUCUGGUUCCGAAACUGGGGGUUUAAACCCAAGCCACUUGUGUUAUUUGCUUGCGGUAACCUUUCUACUGUGGGGGCCUCAAUGUACCGACUGACACCUCACACAAGCUUCUUACACAAAAGAUCACCUAAACUGAGGCUUGCAGCCUACACAAGAUCGAGCUGUGGAGAGGCGGACUUUCUCCUAGUUCUUUGGCUUACAAUCUGACACUCAGCUGCACCCCGAUGGAAAUUGGUUCUGGGUUGCGCUCUGCCAAUGGGGGUGGGGGGGGCUAAUGUGCAUGCGCGGUAAGCGCAUUAGGCUCUCCCCAUAGGUAAGUAUUGAAUUAAUGGUUUCCUAUAGGUAUUUCUCUUACGCUGGAUGUCCUUACAGAAACAUAGAAAGUGACGGCAGAUAAGAACCAUUCGGCCCAUCUUGUCUGCUCAAUUUUCUAAAUACUUUCAUUAGUCCCUGGCCUUAUCUUAUAGUUAGGAUAGCCUUAUGCCUAUCCCACGCAUGCUUAAACUCCUUUACUGUGUUAACCUCUACCACUUCAGCUGGAUGGCUAUUCCAUGCAUCUACUACCCUCUCAGUAAAGUAAUACUUUCUGAUAUUAUUUAUAAACCGUUGUCCCUCUAAUUUAAAACCAUGUUGUUAUUGUGGUUUUUCUUCUUUUAAAUAUAGUCUCUUCCUAUAAGCAGAGUGUGAGGUUGUCCAGUGUCAGGCAAAAAGUCACCUAGCAAGCAGGAAGUGCCUCUAAUGGUUGUCAGGUACACAGCCAGGAGAGGUUGUCUUACUGCUGCAAUGUAAUAAUUGCAGUUUCUCUAAGGGCAAUAGGGACACUGUACCCAGACUGUUUCAACAGUGUCCCUUUAAAGCAAUCCUAUCUUUGUGGUUUGUGUAUUUUAAUUUUUUUUUCCAAAAUAAGUACGUGUGCCACAUCUUUGUAAAUGGGAGAAUUUGUUGGUAAUUUCUACUGCAUUCCUUGGCAUAUCUCCUCACCAUAAUACAAAACUGCAAUUAGAAUGGCAUUGGCAUGGUCUGCCACAUUCUCUAGUGCCAGAACAUAUAUUUCCCAUUGGCACCUGCUACAUAUUGUGCCUAAAGAUUGCUCAUUAUGACAGAUACUGUGAUAUUUUUGCCUCCAUAACCUUUUUUAGCAUUAUACCUAUGAUAGCUGAGUGACGUUUUUUUUUUUUGUUUUUUUGUACAAUAUAUGAAUACGAUUUAACUAAAGUAAAAUUUCAGCAGUAUGAAUAUGCCAGUCAUAUUACCUGUAAGGAUGGCUUUGGCGGCCCCUUAGGGCCUGGACUCAGACAGAGGCCUAGAGUUUCAACUCUGGCCCUAAGGAAGCACUCCCUGUGCCUGGCAGGAGUUGAAUAGAUUUCCAUGCUUGGCCCUGUGCUGCCCCCACCCUCCACCUUCCUUGGAUGCAUUGUGGUCUACAUCAAUAUAGGGUCCAAGUUACUUUUAGAGUUUUGAAAAAAAUUAAGAUAGAAUCAGCGCUAGUAAUACCACUAAGAAAAUAUAUAAUAGUGUAAAGGCAGCACACCUAAAAGGGGAAAUACCCUUCUAUCCCCUGCAAUAGAUUAGAACAUAAAAAACAAGAAAGAAAGGGCGCGCCUAUUAUGUUGUAUGUAUCACGAAGAGUACACACUUUAAAAUUAUAAUAAAAAAGACACUAAAAGAUAAGUAAUAUAAUUUAUGAAAAUGUAAAAUAUAUAGAAAAUAUUAAAAUAUUAGGAAAAAUUAUAAAAAUUACAAGUCCAAGAUAAAAAAUUCAAAAUGCACAGAGAUGAUUCUUGUAUGUGGAUAGGAGUUCUUCCCAGUGGAAACUUGAGUUUUCAGUCAGCCAUAUGUAGAUAUAUGUAUAAAGUCAUCUAAUAUACUCACAAUUUCCAGAGCUAAAAUCCAGCUCUGGUAUAAAGCGCGUGAAGUGGAUUGAUCCCCACUCAAGGAUAUAUGGAGUAAUGAAUCACCAGGAGUUCCGACCAAAAAUUAAAAAGAAUAAAACAUAUAGUGCUCACUGAAUAGCUGGAAUAUAAGUAGAGAGCAUGAAAUGUACUUACAAUAUACUGAGCAGAAAUCACUGCUCCGAUAGUAGCGUAUGGGUGGUAUAAUCCCCACCUAGGGAUUCUUUAGACACUUUUCGCCACAAUAGGCUGACUGAAAACUCAAGUUUCCCAUGGGAAGAACUCCUAUCCACAUACAAGAAUCAUCUCUGUGCGUUGUGGAUUUUUUAUCUUGGACUUGUAAUUUUUAUAAUUUUUCUUAAUAUUUUAAUAUUUUCUAUAUAUUUUACUUAUUUUAUAUUUUCAUAAAUUAUAUUACUUAUCUUUUACUGUCUUUUUUUUUUUUUUGACAAUCACGUGUUUAUUAGAAUUUUAAGUAAUGAAUACAGAACAGAACAUAGUACAAGAAGGAAAUCCCCAGCACCCAAUUAUAUGAUGGUGAAGUCUUGCGGUUGCCUCGAUGCCCGAGUGCUGCGUCCCCUGUCCCCUUCUGCUAGGACUCCCCCUCCUGUUCCCCAUCUCGUCACCUUCCACCCCACCCCCCCCUCACCCUCUCAACCGGUUUCUGUACCACGAUAUGUAAUACCAGGGCCAGUAUACGAGUAUUAGUUUGUUGCCCGUCACAUCCCCUGCUCAUUUCACUAUGGCUAGGGCUCCUAAGGUUCUUCGCCUCAAGCAUCCCUGUUCCAUGCGUCAGGGCCUGUGCCGCAAGUCCUUCCUGAUAGCAGUUUGGUGUGGGCGUUGCGUCUGGUGCCCCCACGACCACUGCCGGUGAGUUUUGUGGAGUAAUCUCCUGUCACCUCUUGGCGGGCGCCCCCCCGAGGCUGUCCCCCUCUCCAGUCCCUCCAGUGUGCUCGUGAGUCCUAAUAUUGAAUUAGAUCCAUUACAUCUCGUUGUCCCCACUCCUCCCCCUUGGCUAUGUUAUUCCACACUUCCACCUUAUCGUCCCCCCCUUGUCCCUAGUCCCUAGAGCUCUAGAACCACCUUACCCACCUUCCCGCAGCGUAUGGCUUAGGUCUCCCCUGCCCUCCCUCCCCUCCUCCCCUCCCCUCCCCAUCCGUGCCUCUACACUCCGUCCUAUGUCAGGGGUGUUAACUAGUCGUCUGUCCCUGGUUAACGUUGCUCUUGUGCUAGGCUUGCGCCCAGUGUGUCCCCAUCCCAAUCCCCCCGCUCCCCCCACUCGCAGCAAGUCCCCCCCCCGGUCACCCCCCUGCCGGUACUAUUGUCACUCGGAACCUGCGGAGGUCGUCGCCGGUCACCCCAGGGCAUCUCCCCCCCCGUGGGUCGGCAAGGUCGGCGGCACCGCGGCACCUCCUUCUCCCUCCCCCCCCGGAGCGCCCCCCCGCCUUGCUCUCUUGGUCAUGUAGUCCACCCACGGGAACCAGGUCGUUGCACAUUUGUCCGUGCGUCCCUGCAGGGAGGCAGUAAUCAUCUCAAGGUUAUAUAUAUCUUCCACCUUAUCCACCCAUUGCUGGAAGGUGGGGACUGUGCUACUUUUCCAGUGAAUUGGGAUUAGGAUUUUCGCUGCCGUUAGCAGGUGUAUGGUCAGACCCUUUUUAUAACUCCGCAGCGGUGUUUGCGUGUGAUUAAGCAACAUUUGCAGCGGCUGCAGGGGGAGGUCUGCGUCCGCUAUAUCCCUAAUUGCUUCGUGUAUCUGCUUCCAAUAUGGUGCUAUUAGCGAACACGACCACCAGAUGUGAAGUCUUGUGCCCUGUUCCAAGCCGCACCUCCAGCACUCCCCGGGGAUUGACUCGUGGACAUGACGUAAUACAUCUGGGGUUCUGUGCCAGCCCGUUAAGAUUUUGUAGUUACAUUCCUGGUAUUUGGAGCAGAUGCUCCCUUUGUGCGUCAGCAUAAAGAUUUUGUCCCACUCGCUGUCCGUGAGACUCGUUCCCGUCUCUUGUUCCCAGCGCUUGGUGAAUCCCAGGGGUUCCCGCCGCUCUGCAACUGGAGCAUGGCAUACAACGUGGACACUCCGUGCACGAGGUGUUGCCUGUCCACGCAUGCAUGCUCCAGCGGUAGCAGUGUUCUAUGGAUGUUGCCUUUUCCCGAUAGGGAGAGGUAAUACCUGUGCACUUGGUGGUAGCGGAAUUCAUCCAAUCCGGUCGGGGUGUGUUCUGGGAUUAGAUCCUGUAGUGGUUUGAGGGUUACCUCAGUACACCAUUGCCGCAGAUAGGUCCAUUCCGUCGCCGCGUAGCUCUCGAGGUCCGCCCUCUUAAGUCCUCCCGCAAGCCGCGGGUUGUUAGUUAUAGGAAUCAGCGGGUUUGGCAUCGUGGUCAAUUGCUUCACGUAUCUGGUCCUACACCACACGCGCAGUGUGGAGUCUAUCAUCGGAUUACCCGUGUGAAUGUCACCCAGAGCCGUGCCGUCCAGCCACAGCAGGGAGGGAAUCCGUCCUUGCGCUUGUUGUCGCUCCAUGUCCACCCACUGCUUGGCGGUCGGGAACACGUGCCAAUCCACCAGGCGGCAUAGAUGGGUCGCCUGGUAGUAGGUGAUCACCGAUGGGAGACCCGUGCCCCCCGCAUGCUUCGGUCGUUCCAGGACUGACCUGCCAAUACGAGCCACUCCCCGAGUCCAAACAAAGUUCCGUAUGGCGGUUGUUAAGGACUGGAAGAACGACCGCGGGAUACACGUCGGCAGCGUCUGGAACAGGUAAAGGAUUCUUGGCAUUGCGUUCAUCUUAAUGGCGUUGAUCCGCCCAAACCAGGAGAUGUACUGGGAAGUCCAUUUUUUCAUGUCCCUCUGUAGGGUCGUGAGAAGAGGCGUAAAGUUGAAUGUGUAUACGUCUUUUAAGUCGUUUGGCAGCCAUAUUCCCAGAUAUUUGAGCUUCGACUGGCAGACCCGGAAUGGAAAGUGCUUGCGAAGGUGCCUCAGCAUGGCGUCUCCUGAAGUCAGUGGCAUGGCCUCCGAUUUGUCUAGGUUGAGCGAGAGGUUCGAGACCACAGCAUACUCUCUGAACGCUUUCAACAGGUUAGGUAUUGAGAUCCGAGGCUGCUCCAGGAAAAAUAGCAUGUCGUCCGCGUAGGCCGCCACUCUAUGUUCUCCCCGGCCCACGCGGAGCCCCGUGAUACCCCCGUCCUGUCUGACCGCCUCCAGAAAUGGUUCUAGAGUGAGGGCAAACAGAAGGGGGGACAGCGGGCAUCCUUGCCUCGUACCGUUGCAGAUCGUGACUGGAUCAGAGAGUGCACCAUUGACCCUGAUUCGCGCCGAUGGUCUCGCGUAUAAGGCCUCCACCCAAGUGCGGAGGUGCUGCCCAAAUCCCAUAUGCCUUAGUGUCUCCAAGAGGAACGUCCAGUCCAUGAGGUCAAACGCCUUCUCAGCGUCUGUAGAUAAGAGCACCAGCUCCCGCCUGUUGGUCCUCGCCACGUGUAUGACGUUUAGGGCUCGGAUCGUAUUGUCCCGGGCUUCCCUACCCGGAAUAAAUCCGACCUGGUCGGAGUGUAUGAGGUCAGCGCCACCCGAGCCACUCGCAGUGCCAGAGCCUUGGCGAAGACCUUCAGGUCCGCGUUUAAUAGCGAGAUGGGCCUGUAGCUCGCGCAGUUCGUGGGGUCCUUGCCCUCUUUUGGGAUGAGCGCUACCGUUGCCCUUAACGUGUCCGCCUGGAACCGGCCUCCCGUGUGCAGUGAAUUGCACCCCUCCAGGAGUCUCGGCAAUAGGACCUCCCUGAACUCGCGGAGGUAUCUCACCGGCAGGCCAUCCGGGCCCGGGGCCCAGUUGGGCUGGGCUGCUUUCAGUGCUCCCGCAAGCUCCUCCAGUGUCAUAGGUUGAUCGAGCUCAGCUUCCUGCUCCGGGGUUAUCUUGCGGGCCACGUGUCUGCCCAGGUAAGCGGCGACCUGCACCCCAUGCCGCCUUCUCUGGGAUUCGGACCGGGUGCCAGCUAAAUCGUACAAUGCCUCGUAAUAUUUUUGAAAUGCUCGCAGGAUGCCAUCCGGGAGGUGAGUGACUGUUUGCCCCUGCGUGCGAAUCUUGUGUAUAUGCUGCGCCCUCCUCUUAUCCUGGAGCAUUUUUGCGAGUAGCCUGCCGCACUUGUUGGAAUGCUCGUAAAAGAACCUUGCCGCCUUACGCGCAGUAUGUAGCAUGCCCUGGGUUAGUAUGGUGCGGAGCUCUCGCCGUGUCUCCGUCAAGAGGCAAUAGGUCUCGUCAUCUAACAUGCGUUUAUGUGCCUGUUCCAGCUCCGCCACCCGUCCCGCCAGCCGAACCAGUCGAGCUGUGCGUUCCUUUUUGCGCUUCGUGCUGAUCGCUAUGAGGCGUCCCCGGAUGACACACUUGUGCGCCUCCCAGAGCGUCAGUGGGGCUAUCUCUGGCGAGCUAUUAAUGGUAAAGUAGUCCGUCAGUGCUUGUGACACCUCUGCCACCAGGAGGGGAUCGUCCAACAGGGUCUCAUUUAACCGCCACUGCCUUUCCGUGGGUUUGAAAAGGGGGGCACUCGUAUGUACUAUCAUGGGCGCGUGGUCUGACUGUUCCAUGCUCCCUAUCUCCGACCCCUGCAGCACUGCCAAAUACUCUUGCGCCAGGAAUACGUAAUCUAUGCGGCUAUAGUGGGCGUGGACCGCCGAGUAGUAAGUGUAAUCCCUAUCCUCGGGAUGGUUCGCCCUCCAGCAGUCCACUAGGCCCAGUUUGUGCAGUGAGCGCAGAGUCGCCCGCAGGCAGUGUGUGGGGAUCGUGCUAACACCUCUGGACGUAUCCCUACGAGGGUCCAACGGGAGGUUGAAGUCACCUGCCACCACCAGCAGCCCCUCUCGAAAUCUCCCCAACUUGGCCAGCGUCUGCCCGAUGAACGUAUGUUGCCGUCUGUUGGGGCAAUAUAAGCACGCAAAGGUGUAUGUGGUGUCCGCUAUAUUGCCCUUGAUAAACAGGUACCGUCCCUGGGGAUCCGCCUGUAGGCCCGUGCAGUGAAACUGUGUCGUACUCGUGAACAAUAUCGCCACUCCCGCCUUUUUGGCCUCCGGAUGGUUGGCAUAAAACCCGAUGGAAUAUCGUUUAUCUCCCAGCUUCGGGGCGUCCCCUUGACGAAAAUGCAUCUCCUGCAGGAACACCACGGACGCUCUCGCGGCCCACAGCCGCCGCAUAAGCGAGGAGCGCUUCUCCGGGAUGUUGAGGCCUCUAACGUUGAGGGACCAGAAUGUUAGUCCAGCUGGUGUGAAUCCCGUGCCGCCCCGCCGUGCCCCGGAGGGGGGAUCCGCACUUGCCAUAACCCCGGUGCGACCCACAGGGGGGAGACCGCGAGGGAAGCAGCAACGCGGGGCGAGAAGAAAGGGAAAAGAAAGAAAGAAGAAGAAAAAAGAAGGGGAAAAAAAAAAGGGGGGGGGAAGGAAGGGGAGUCGGGAAAGUACUUAUUAAGGAUGUGACUGUAACCCUGUACCGGAUUUCGUCGGUCAGUUGUGGAACGUCCCCUCCGUCUCCAAAUGCCCCGGUAUUAUGUACAGUAUGAGUCUGUCACAGUGAGGUUCUACCGUGUCUCCGUCUAUAUGGAGCGGUCUCAGUCGUCUAUGUCGUGCCUACCCUCUCCUCCCGUGGCUCCCAACCUGUCAGAAUAGCUAUACUCCCGUGUUUGCCCUGGGGGCAGCCCGCCAUCACGUCGGCAACCGCCCUGUUCUCUAGAAGCCCACGGGCCCCUCCGGCCAGCAAAGGCCAGCCCAGUUGCCCUGUCAUCCACCUCCAGGCUACCUACUCCUCCCAUCUCGACCCUCUGGUGCUUCCGCAGCCAACCGUGCUCGCCUCCUGAUCCCCGAUCCCAUCUGCUCCCUCAGUGCCUCUACCCUACCCUGGGCGAGCCAGAAAUACAGGUGUCUUACCCCCAGCCACCCUUCCACCACCCCAGGCCAUGUCCCACCUGCCCCCCCCUGCUGCCGCCCCGUCUGGGCUUUUUCCAUGAAAGUACCCCCCCUUACCGCAGGAAUUCCUGCGCAACUCAUCAGGCGCUUCAGCAAUCCUAGCUCUACCCGCUCUCCUACCGUGGGCCAGGUUAAGGCUUGACCCCGACCAGCUAGCUUCCGCUCCUCCCCCCUCUCGACCACUCUCAAACUUCCUCUAUCUCCGUGCUUCCUCCGUCCGCCGGUUCUAACGGUGUACCCGUUGGGGGUGAAAAAAAACAAGCACGCCUGCGGCACUCGAACUAUGUACACUCCAAGCAACCACCCACAGCUCCCCUCCCGCUGCCCCUAGUGCGCCAUGUGGAUGUUGAGACAAUCCCCCAUACUCCUGGGCAUACAGUAACUGCACACACCCCCGAAGACCCCCCAGGUCAGGUCCAGCAGUCUCUCCCCGAUUCCCAAUGGACGCCAAUGUGCAUCCCGUGGCCCGUUCCUCCCUCCCCACCUCUCUUUCUCCCCCGUCCAGCCCCCCCUCUAGUGAGCCACCAUCACUCCCGUGGGCCUAUCUCAAACCCCCCCAUACCCCCCACCCAACCUGCUGGAGCCCCGGGGGUACCUGCCCUCCAUAUAUCGUCCACCCUGCCGUGUCUCUGCUCAGCUCCGUUGCGGCUGGGGCCCGGGGAGUCCGGGUCCCUGCCGGCCAGGGCAGCGUUCCGUCGUCUAUUCCUCCGGCCCCGCUGGGCCACCCCUGCGUUGCUGCGCUCCAGGCGUUGGGUGGAAAUUAUGGGCCACCUCACCGGUCCUGUCGCUCGCGCCGGUGGUCCCUCCAGAAUCCAGUUCGGGAUCCGCACCUCCUGUAAGCUAGCCGCCACUAGAAAACGCGGCACCUCAUUCGGCCAUCGGAUGCUGUGCCACGUGGCUCCGAUCCGCGCCUGCAGACUAAAGGGGAACCCCCACCGGUAGGGAAUCCUCCGCUCCUGCAGCAAGCGGGUAAGUGGUCUCAAAGCUCUCCGGGUGUCUAGAGUGAUCGGUGAGAGGUCCUGGUACAGCGAGACCUCAGCGUCCAUGUAUAGGAUCCGUGGCUGUGCCCUGGCCGCUUGCAUGAUGGCCUCCUUAAGCUGGAACGAGGCCAGGGCGCAGACCACGUCCCUUGGUAGGCCAUCCCUCCUGGGUGCUAUCAAGGCCCUGUGGGCUCUCUCUAUGCCAAAAUCCUCCGGGGCAUUCUCCCCCAGCAGCUGCGUGAAGAGGCCUGUGAGUAGCUCUUGCGGCACCUCUCCCUCUGCUUCCGGCAGGCCCCGGAUUCUGAUAUUAUGUCGCCGUCCUCAGUUGUCUAACAGGAUAUUCCCCUGCCGGGUAGUAGCCAGGUCUGUAGCCUGCUGGCGCUGGUCGGCUUGCAGGUGGCCGGUCUCAAGCCCAUCUACACGCUGCUCCAGGGCAUUGAGGUCAGUCCGCAGCACCGCCACCUCCUCCCUGAUGAUGGCGCGCAAUUCGGACACCAUGUCCGCCUUGUCUGCGCGCGUUAACAUGCUGGCUGUGAUUCGGGUGACGUCUGCCACCAGUUGAUGCAGGGUACCCGCCAUCGGGGAGCCUCUACCUGAGGUAGUGGCGCUUGAUCCAGGGGAUGCGGGGCCCGGUGUGUCAGAAUCCCCGCCAUCACGGAGGCCUCGUGGCGUCGCCAAAAACCCGUCCAUCGGGCCAGGCGGGUAUCGGGUCCCCGUCGGGCCGGAGUGGUCCUGGGAUGCUGCUCUUUUAGUCUUCCCCAUUGUGGAAUGAAAUAUCGCUGGAUUCAAGCUGUAACACCAGGCUUGACAGGCUGGGGCCUAGGAGCUCUGAUGGAGUGCGACUUACUCCAUUGACGGUCAGGCCACGCCCCCCCUUACUGUCUUUUUUAUUAUAAUUUUAAAGUGUGUACACUUCGUGAUACAUACAACAUAAUAGGCGCGCCCUUUCUUUCUUGUUUUUAUGUUCUACUUUUAGAGUUUUGUCUCGGCUCCUUGGCAAUUCUCUAUCACUCAGACUUCUGCAGACAGUGCUCAGAGUCAUUGAAACAGCUCUGGACAGUGAAGGAGUGGUCUGCACUCGAUAUUGGUACAGACCCACAACGCUUCUUCACCAGACCAUUAGAGAUCCUGCAUACUCUCCACCAGACCACAGAAAACGUAAGCAGGUGGUGGGCAUAACACACACAACACUCAUCCUCACUCAGGCACUCAGACUCCCUUACACACACAUCUCACCGAGACAACUCCAAACACAGAAUUCAGCCACCACACACAAUAUUCAACUUGCACACUCUGCCUCCUAUUGCUAUUCUAUGGGACCUGGAUAGCCGCAACUCAGGAUUGUUCCAAGUUACAUUUUCUGAAUGAUUGUGUACUUACUUCAGUAGAAUUUGCUUGAGUGUGCCAGUAAUCAGCUUCUCUUAUGGUUGAGAAGUCACUGCUGCUUUCUUGCCUGUAAUUAGUUUUCUUCCAAACUUGUCUAAAACAUUUCUUAGGUUUUAACAAAGGAGUCAGGCUGAAAAGGACAUUUAAAGUCCUGCUCAUUACGUAGAUGUUCAUUUCUUACUGUUACUGAUCUGACAGAUGCCCUACAUUUUAAGACUCAUUUCCCUUCAUUAAAACAUUGAGAACUAUGUUCUGAAACAGAUUGCACAGUUUGCCACGAGAAGAGUUUUUUUUUAAAAAUUGGUUUUCUUUUUCCAUCCUGCAUGUAGUUAAUUAAGCAGAAACCCCUAAUGGUGUAUAUAACUAGAAUAAUGAGCAAAGAUCCUGUGUGUAUAUGUCUGAGGUGAUAACGUUAUACAAAACGGGUCUGAAAAACAUGUGGCAACUGAGUUUUUUUUGGUUGUUAAUUUAAAUAGACACUCUAAACACCAUAACCACUACUGUGUGCAUUUUUGAACAGUUUGAAACUGGCCUGGAUCUCAUGAGUGCCAGCAGUUCUUUCAAUCUUCUGCUACAUCAUUCAUUGGCUGAGAAAAUCAGCUGACACUCUUGUCCGAUGAAUUAUGUCUUAAUAGGUACACUGUAGAUAUUGCUAAAGAGUAGUGGAGGAACUUUAACAAUAUCAAGAACAUUGAAAAGACUGCUAGUAUCUGAGGGAUACAGGUAAGUAUCAACCCAUUUAAAAAUUACUUUGACUGCUUACAGUGUAAUGGUGGCAGGGGACUUCCUGCAUCAUAGCCGCUGCGGCCUUCUUCAGUGCAUAGACUGUCCAUUUAAUACUCUUAAACAUAAGUCCAACUUGUACGUACCAUAACUGGUAUUAAAAUGACUAUACACUGUGACGUGGCAUUUCUGUCAUUUGCUGACAGGUUCAGGAAUCUUUAGUGAUGACCAGCUCCUCACAGCGCAUCCAAAUUAUUUCCACUGACUCUGCUGUAUCAUCUCCGCAGCGCAUUCAAGUAAGUGCAUAAAACCCAUUCGACCAAUGAUUUUAUCCGCUCGCUAAGAGAUCCACUCCCUUCAUAAAAUGGACACAUAAUCAGAUGCUUGAAAAAGAAACACACAGUAGACUAAGUGAAAUAAAAAGAUAAAAAUAUUUAGCUUGAUUGCGUGUGCCAUGUUUUCUUAUAUGUAAAUGUGCACAUACCAGAAGAUACAAAACAAGCCUCAGUGAGUGAUCAUCUAAGACCAUUUUCAGCAGGUUCUUCCCCAGGCCUCCCAACCAUCCUCAUUAGUGGCACAAUCCCAAUUGUAGGGCCCGUUCCAAGUUUGAAUUGUCCCUAAAAAGUGUAGAGUAAGCACAUCAUAAGAUGCUCUUCUGCUACGCUAUGGGCACUAGGUCCAUGCAGAAAGCACUGAAAUGUUGCUCCCUGCAUAGUCUGCCCUCUGUGAGCUGGCCUGUAUGAUUAGCAGUGAGCCUGGAGUGCUUUCACUCCAGGCUGAACUGUCAGUUCUAUGGGGAUUACUUAAAUGCUUGCUCUACUUGUCUUAAAGUAUACCUGUCACACAUUGUAAAGGGACAUCUUUAGCUUAAUGAAGCAGUUUUGGUGUAUAGAUAAUGCCUCUGCAGUCUCACUACUCAUUUCUCUGCCAUUUAGGAGUUAAAUCCCUUUUAUUUCAGUUUAUGCAGCCACACAUGCUCUGGCAGUCACUCCUACAACCAACAUAAAAAAGGUCUCCCUUUUCACUUAUCACACCUUUCUCAGAUUGUGACCGAUCAGCAGACUGGUCAGAAGAUUCAGAUCGUGACCACCGUAGAUUCCUCUGUGUCAUCCAAGCAGCAGUUUAUCUUGACCAGUCCAGAUGGGUCCGGAGCAGGCAAGGUGAUCCUUGCAACCCCUGAAUCCCCCAAUGCAAAGCAGCUUUUCUUUACCACAGAAAACAUUGUGCCUGGGAGAAUACAGGUCAGUCACAUUCUUGUUACUCAUGUUUGCUAAAAUAAAGACUAAUAUGAUAAAUAUAUCUUUUAAUUUAAACUCCUGUUUACUUUAUUCUCUAAGCCAAGAUAAUAUUGAUUAAAUCAGCUUACUUACAUUUUACCUUUGGAGCACAAGCAAUAAAUUAGCUAGAAUAGGGAUCUAUUGUUUUAAUGUUAUGUUGGAAUAUCGUACAUUUAUGCCAGGAAAAAAAGGGGAAUUGGGGGCAGCAGUGGUGAUACUGUAAAGAUCAACAUUUAUACAAAAUACAGAUUAAGGAACAGUGCACAUACAUAAAAUCCAGGUUUAAUCGGCUACUUGAAAUCCCUUGUCUUGACAAACCAAUAUGGAGAUUCAGUUCCAGCAUUGGCCAUAUUGGGUUAAGCCCACCACUACAUCAUUGUGUUCUACAUGUAUACCAGGCUAUCCAGACAUAAAAUAGGCCAUGGAUACUCUGGAAUGUAACUUAAUUUGCUGGUAACAUUUAAAAAAAAUAAAAAAUUAAUUUAAAGCAUCACUAAUACAUUAUGUAGCGUUAACACUAGGGACACUGUAGACACCCAGACCACUUCAGCCCAUUGAAGUGAUCUGGGUGCAAACUCGCAUCACCCUUAAAGGGACACUCCAGUGCCAGGAAAACAAACAGUUUUCAUGGCACUGCAGGUCCCCUCUCCCUCCCAGCCCCCAUCCCAGGUUGCUGAAGGGGUUAAAACCCCUUCAGUGACUUACCUUUAUCCAGCGCCGAUGUUCCUCGGCGCUGGGUCAGGGUCCGCCCACGCUUCUACUCCGCCGACGUCAUCCGGCGGGGGAGACCUAUUGCGCAUGCGCGGCCAGCAGCGGGGGAGACCUAAUGCACAUGCGCGGCAAUUCCGCGCACGCGCAUUAGACCUCUCCAUAGGAAAGCAUUGAAAGAUGCUUUCAAUGCUUUCCUAUGGGGAUUUUAGCGACGCUGGAGGUCCUCACAUAGCGUGAGGACAUCCAGCGACGCUAUAGCACACUGUGCUAUAAACCAGGAAGUGCCCUCUAGUGGCUGACUAGUAGUGACUAGAGUUAACCCUGCAAAGUAAAUGUUGCAGUUUAUGAAAACUGCAAUAAUUACACUUGCAGGGUUAAGGGUAGUGGGAGUUGGCACCCAGACCACUCCAAUGGGCGGAAGUGGUCUAGGUGCCUGGAGUGUCCCUUUAACCCUGCAAGUGUAAUUAUUGUCUACCAGACAGCCAGUAGAGGGACUUCCGGCUUCUUAGACGACUUUUUGGUUGUCUGAACGACGCUGGACAUCCUCACGAUAUGCAUGAGGACCUCCAACGUCGCUGGGUCCCCAUAGAAAAGCAUCGAAUAAUGCUUUCCUAUGGACAGGUUUAAUGCGGGCGCGCAUGUGCAUUAGAACGGGGGAGGAGUGUGUACAGAGCCUGAUCCAGCGCUGAGGGACAUCGGCGCUGGAUUCAGGUAUAUUUCUGAAGAGGUUUUAACCUCUUCAGUGAUGCGGAGUGGGGGCACUCCAGGAUUCUGCAGUGCCAGGAAAACUGAUUUGUUUUCCUGGCACUGGAGAAUCCCUUUAAUGAAAACCUCCUCUGUGGAAGUUUCCUUUUGCGUGUGCUUUUGUGGCCGUAAAGCCAUUGUUCUAGGGAUAGUUUCCUUUAUAGCUGAUUAACUUCUUGGAUCAAUCCUUGUUCAAAGCAGCAUGAUGUUUGUGUUGAUGGAACCCUCAGUGGUAAGAAUGGAGAUUUUUUUUUUUUUGUCACAAAAGUAGCAUCUUUGUUAGUGAUUUUAAGUGCUUUCCCUUUAAUCCCUUAAGGACACAUGACAUGUGUGACAUGUCAUGAUUGCAUUUUAUUCCAGAAGUUUGGUCCUUAAGGGGUUAAACAUUGCGUGCUUGUAACUUGUGUUGACAUUUGCAGGUUGUAUGACAUGGCAAUAAUUUAUGCAGGCACAUAUUUACUAAUAUAGGUCGCAGGAGCAGCAGGGUAAUUAAUGGCAGUAUGUUACAAUCAUGUUCUCUGUCAGAUUGUAACAGAUGCAGCCUCUGUGGAGAGACUCCUGGGAAAAGCAGAAGUGCAGCGUCCGCAAAUCAUAGAAUAUUGUGUCGUUUGUGGUGACAAAGCUUCUGGUAUGUUUCUUUGGAAUUCCUAACAAUGCAGGUUUGAAUUAAACCUAACAAUGUGGUAUUUAUUCACUAGACCAUUAAUUGUAGAAAAUUGAUAAGGGAAUUGUAACUUCUAUGGCAACAUAGCCAUGUUAGAAAAAUUGCUGUUUGCAAAUGUCUCCAAUUUGUCUGUUUUAGCCUAAAAUUUGCAAUUCCAAUGUCAGUCCUACACGAUUUCAGUUUAUAAAUAUAUGGUGCCAUUAAAGUGUGCAUGGCAUGCAAAUAAGACAUGGUGGCAUAUUUUGGUUAUGCUAUUUUUAUCUCUAAUUUGUCUUUUGACGAACUGCCAGCAAAUGCUUUAUAUAAAAGUAGGUUUACCCCAUCCAUGGUUUCAUUACAAAAGCAUUAUCAAUCAGUUCAUCUGAGAACUUUAAAGGGACACUAUAGUCAUCCAGACCACUUCAGCUCAAUGAAGUGGUCUGGGUGCCAGGUCCCCCAGGUUUUAACCCUUCAGAUGUAAACAUGUUUACAUUGCAGGGUUAAUCCAACCUCUACUGGCUGUCUUCCUGACAGCCGCUAGAGGUGCUUCGUGCAGAACGUCCAUAGGAAAGCAUUGAGAAAUGCUUUUCUGUUGACUGUUUGAAUGUGCGCGGCUCUUGACGCGCAUGCGCAUUCCGCUCCACUCGAGAGUUGACAUUGGGAGGAGAGGGAGCCUGGCGCUGGAUUAAAGUAAGUAGCUGAAGGGGAUUUAACCCCUUCAGCACCAAGGGAGGGGGACCCUGAGUGUGGGGUUUGUUUUCCUGACACUAUAGUGAUUAAGGUAAGUAGCUGAAGGAGAUUUAACCCCUUCAGCGCCAAGGGAGGGGGACCCUGAGUGUGGGGUUUGUUUUCCUGACACUAUAGUGAUCCUUUAAAUGUAAGAUUCCAUUUCACUAUACAUUUACUUGUGGUGGAUGUUUCAUUUUUAAGCCAAGAUGGGUAAAACACAGUUUUCAGGUACAUUAAAACUCACUGUUUAGUAAAUCUGACCAGAAAUAUACUAGAUAACUUUUCAGUCCCAAACCUGCAGAUAUAUUUAUUAUGAAUGCUCAUUCCUAAAUAGACAAGUAUAUGAAAAAUGGCUUGAAUCCUGCCAAAUAGUUAGUUAUUUAAAAUUGUUUUUACAUUGACAUACUUUAAGUGUGGCCAUGGUUUUCUACCAGUAUUUUUAACCAGUUGAUCAAUAAAAACAUUAAGUCUGACACAUGUGCUACUUGGACUUUUAAACUCACUGCCCACUCUGGUUGAAAAAGAUGCUGCCAGUGCCAAACUUUUUAAUCCAGACACCAUGGCAUACUUUUAGUAAUCUUUGAGCAAAACUGGAAAUUUUAGACUAAAACAUCCAUAAACAUGAAAUUCUCCCACUUCUCUAGUGACUUCUUGGGGAGCGGGGGCUGACAGUGCUUUCUAAGAGCUCCGUCACUAACGAGCAAAAAUAAGCCUCUUCUGACCAAACCAGCAUCGAACGCAGCUCCGAGUGCCCAAAGGACAGAGCAGAAACAAGCAGGGACCACGGGGAUACCCAUUUCGAGCUGUUACGUCACGAGAAUGCUCUGUCCGGCCAUGCGGUCUAGUUCUGAGCGGGACCUGGUGUCUGCGGGAGGCAGCCGAGCCCCCGGCACAGGACACACACUCGCAUUAGAGAGCCUACAGCAGCCCUGCUGCCCCCCACCCCUUUGGGGUUAUCCCGGUCCCCGCUGGGGAUACUUACUUCAGCAUCGCAGCAUAAACCCCUGCAGCCACGGAAUGUCCCUGAGAUGGCAACCACAGCAACACCCAUUCAAUCCUGGGAGAGCAUUGCAAGGAAACACAUCCUACCCAUCGUCCAUAUACCCAGAGGGGCUUUCAGGAGACAGAGCUCCCGAGGGCCCACUGUCCUACCACACAUAGCAGGGGGACCCAUGAACACAGGGAGGAGACUCCCAUCUCAACCUGGGCUGGAGGACCUGUGCUGUCGUAGCACUACCACUAUGGACUUACUCGACAUCAGCUGAAAUACUGUUCCCUGUGGAGUCCUGAGGUGGCAGGAGGCUGCCUAGCAUUCAACAUGGAGAACUCUCUAUCAUGGCCUGCAUGGGGUGCUGGCUGAAUGGUGACAGGAGAUGCUGCUUGCCAUUCAAGCAAUGCAAAGUGAUGCUCCAUUCAAUAACUUAAGUUUAUCUUAUCAAUAUCCAGCGGUGUGUGUGUGUGUAUAUGUGUUUAUCAAUGUAUUUAAAAAAAAUAAAUAUAUAUAUAUAUAUAUAUAUAUAUAUAUAUAUAUAUAUAUAUAUAUAUAUAUAUAUAUUUUCUUAUUGCUUCUUGCACUCACACUUGUUAGCCUUUAACUUAUUCAAAAUGCCAGGUGCAUUCUAGCCAUUGCCAAAAAAUAUUAUACAGUUAAUGAAGGCUUGCACUCACGGUCUUUUUCAUAAAAAUUUUCUUUUACUUCAUCCCAUUAAAAUAUGAUCGAUGUUUCAGCCAUCUUCUGUGGCUUUCAUCAGGAUCAAAACUGCUAUAAUAUAUACACACACAGUGGGACCUCGGUUUACAUUUUGUUUUCGCAAUACAAAGCAAGUUUCCCCAGGAUGCAUUGCACUUGGGAGGCUUAUAGCACCUCCCACUGCAUGCUGGAGCCUGUGGGUAGCACGUGGCAUCGAAUGUGGAGGUGUUGGAGCGGCUUUUGCAUUGAGUUUUGGAGCCAUUCUGGAAUUUGUUUGCAGUUGUUUUGGGACUUUUUCAUGCAUUUCUUUAGCUGUGGAAAGGUAGGGAGCUGAGCUUCAUCGUUUGCAUGCCUUUUAUUGUGUGUUCUGCAUUGUGGGUUUGUUUCCAUGCUAGCUCAUUGACUUUUUUCUGACCUGCAGAACAGAUUAAUUGGCUUUCAAUGCAUUCCUAUGGGAAACCGCGUUUUGAUUUACAAAUUUUUCGCAAUAAGAAACGUCCCGGAGAACGCAUUAAAUUCGUAAACCGAGGUCCCACUGUAUAUAUAUUAUAGUUUGUCUAGCAUGUUAAUUACUUUUGUUUAAAAACAAGCCUCAUGGUUAGCUAUGGGACUUGCCUAUACUCAUGGUUAGCUAGUAUAGCACUCUGUUAAUCACAUAGCGAUUUAAAUACUGACUACUAGCUAGACAUACCCGACUAGCCUUGUUUUUCACUAACCCUUAUGUAAUAGUACUAAGUUUAAUCUUGACACCUAGCCUGUAUACUGCAACAUGUACUAAAUUUCAUUAUCGCAUGCACACAGCCGUAUAACUUUAUGCCAAGUCGUUACGCUCAACCUGCGCAGUGACCAUAAUGUAUUUCCUUUACUCGGAUAUCUCUAAACCAUGCACCUUUUCUCGUGUAUACUGUCUAACCAUUGCCACCACCCUGCACAAUAAAAAUAAAUAAUUUAAAAAAAAAAAAAAAAAACUUAGGGGGCGGAGCCUGCUUGCAGACCUGACCAGGUGCCAUUCCCUUAAGCUCCUCCAGGCACGCUUAGAAUCAACUCAAUAUAGGCUAACCCUGGGCCAAUCCAUCAUCAUAAUCAGCAUAACCAGAAUCUGCUGCAUCGAUUGAUGCCAUUUUUCUAGCCCCAAAAACAGCCUUAACAGCGACGCAGAUUUCGGGCCUACCACUCCCUCCCCAUCCCCGGCCUCGAGGCACUCCUUAGCGGAGACUCUGCAAAUCACCCAAGAGCUGCUUCACCAUCUACAUCGCCCUGCAUGCCGGCUAUGGGUCGCAGAUUGCAAAAACCCACCUCUAGGACGGACAGCAGAGAUAUUGGGGCAAUGCUGCAAAGGCCUGUACAGCCCAGAUAAACACCAGUGGGAGACCGGCGGGAGAUAGACCCCAAACCGGACAAUUGGGAACCUGAGGUAACACUUCACCCUCAGGCAAUACUUACCAUACCUGAAGACUCCUCAGAUGAUUCAGCCCCAACCACAAAACGAGACCUGAAGGUUCUCCUGGCUGACAUCCACAAGCUACUGGCAGCGGACUCAGCCAUACUCAAAACAGAGCUGCAAGCAGUUACCGAAAGAGUAAGAGUCACGAAGGAAGAUAUUGUGGACACUCAAACUAACAUGAUAGCAGUGCAAGACUCAGUACACCAACUCCAAACAAACCAGAGAAUCCUGUCUGCUAAGAUCACGGCCAUAGAAGACCGACAACACCGCACACAUAUUAAAAUCAGGGAAGUCCCUGCUGUUGUGUCUGGAGGACACUUUACUGUCUCCCAUAGUGGCACAGAAAUUGACUGUAGAUGGACUCUACCGCAUUCCCAGUACAGACCACACCAAACCAAACUUGAAUCGGGAUGUCAUUCCUCACAGUCCAUGAUAAAAUCCUAAUAAUAAGAGCACUAAAAGCCAAAACGCCUCUUGCCUUCGAGGACUCCACCUUGACCUUUUUUCAAGAUUUAACCAGAGCAACACUGUUAUGGAGAAAGUCCUAUGGGCCUGUUACCACCCAAUUACGAGCAGCAGGAUUGCCCUACAGGUAGGGGACUGAUAAUUCUCUGAUGGUCAGACAGGCUGGAACCACCCACGUUCUCCACACCAUGACUGACGCAACAUCCUUUCUAAAGAAAUUGGUACUGCCCACACUAACUGCAAACCCGGAAACUCCUGGGAUCCGACCAAUGUCACCCCCUUUGUUCCACGUGCCAAAGGGGCACCAGCACAAGUUCCAUGAUGGCGACCGCAGAAAGCCUGUGCACCUACGCACCCAUUUCUAACGGCGGCUCCAGUCUCCCGCCACUUAACUGGGCCACUUUCAUGGAAUUAUACUCUACAACUGGUUAUAAUCGUUCUAUUUGUUUUAUCGUUACCCUCAGUUAGGGACACUGCACUCACGUGCAUUUCUUCUCACCACACUAUCCCGCCUUUGGAGUAGCUUGCCUACCGGCGUCUUGCCUAGACUAUCUAAGUUGCCCACCUAUACUAAAGUUUCAUGAAAUGCAAAUUUAAUCCUAAUUGGAAACUAGCAUGAUUCCACACUUAUGUCAAUGGCCAUUUGGUCCACUAAUUCAACCCCAGUGAAACUCUCUUUGACAUACCGACACCACUAAUUAUAAGGCUUCCGUUAGACUGAUGGCUAUACUCCUAUUUAUGUGGCUUCGUGUUUGCCCUUGAUAACUCGUUAUCCUGUUGUAAAAGAAAAAAAAGUGCACAACGCAAGAUAUGUAUGACCUUCGUACACCUCGCUAACUAUUGAACAAAUAUCGCUUGUUAAUUUUUGUCUCCCGGUGUCACUAUACAGCAUGCGGGAGCAGAGAGGAGCUGCAGGAAGAUCAUUGCUCCAGGGCAGGCGCCGUCUGGCUACACUUUUCCUUGAGCCGGCCUCCUCCCUGCUCCACAGCUCGGGCAGGCAACUACAAUACUCCCUGAGCUCCAUUGUUUGCCCAGCCUCUCUUUAGCUAAAGGGCUGAGGAUGUGUUGAGCCUUGUAUUAGCAGAUUAAAAAAGAAGUGAGAUGUGGGGGACUGCUAUUAAAAGGAGCAUUCAAAGUACUAUAUUUACUAGGGGUGGUUUGUAGAGAAUCUAAAGCAAUAUCCAGCUUUCCUCUACAUGACUAUUAAAUAUGCAGCAGUAUAAAACAAAAUGGUUUGCAAUGCUAGAUGUCACACUUGGCACUGUUGGAGGCAAAGCACGGGACUGAGCAAUCGCACAAAUAGGCAUCACACAAUAUAAAUAUUUUUCCCCCCCCCACCCCUUUUCCUCUCAGGUCGUCACUAUGGUGCUGUUAGCUGCGAGGGAUGUAAAGGUUUCUUUAAAAGAAGUGUUCGAAAGAGCUUGGCGUAUAGUUGCCGCAGCAGCCAGGACUGCGUCAUCAAUAAACAUCACCGGAAUCGAUGCCAGUUUUGCCGGCUUAAGAAGUGUUUAGAAAUGGGCAUGAAGAUGGAAUGUGAGUAUUGCUGCUUCCUACGCAUAAUGAGCUCAGAGUGUAAACUCAAAUGUAUCCUCUAUUUCUAAUAGCUUGAAAUGUAUUACUAAAUACUCCUGUCCAGGAAUUUGAGAAGCAUGUAAAUGUUUUAAAUUAGAAUCUGACUCAUAAUCUGAAAGCUACUGCUACAUCAUGUGUUAAAGAGAGCCUGCCAGGAGACAACUAUUGUUAACUAAACAGCAGUUUUUUGUGAGUUGACUUUACACUUCAAAAUGUAGGCCAAAAUAUCUUAGUUUUGGAAUAAUCUUCGGCACAAAAACUAUUUUAUUUUUUUACCUCAAUGAAAUUUACAGGGUUUAUCAUUAAAGUGAGAAUUCAAAGUAAAUUUUAAUAACCAAAUCAGAAAAAAAAAAUCUAAGUCAGCUAUGCUUUUACUUCAGCUACUCUGGUGUAAAAUUUGAAAUUCUGCUUCCUGCAAAAUCACUGGUUCAGUUCAUUUCGAGCCAAAUAAGGGACCAGUCUGCGUAUAUAAUGGUAGUACACAUAGCCAUUAAGACCUGGGGAGGAGAAGUUUUGUUUAAUACAAGUAGUUAAAACAAAGACUUAAUUCACAUCUCUGUAAAUGAGCAGAUGCAAUGUUAGUAAUACAUUUACACAUACUGGAGCCAAAGAGUUGGACAAAGAGUGUAAAACAUAUGUCUAAUAGAACACUUAAAUCCUUCACCACCACGUUUUUUUUGUUUUUGUUUUUUAAAGUAACAUAUUAUUUAUUUGAAUUUGCCAUUUAUAGUUACCAUAUAAUAAUAGGGCAGGUUUAAAAAAAAAAGUUUCUAAUAGUAUGUCUUGUGUCACCCAUCUAUAGUAGGGUUAGGCAGCUACCCUGUUGAAAUUGUGUGAGCAGCAAGGGUACAUGAAGAAAGCCGUUAGAAGGAAGAUUAUGUUGGACUGGGCCACAAUUAAAGCCCUGGUUGUAGAGAAGAGAUUUGUUUUAAUCUGUGUAUGGAAUUGGUCUGGUGGAGUGUGUAUCUGCCUACAAUCUACAUGUUCGGGAGUGGCCAGAUCUGCAGCCUGUGACAUAGCAGAAUACCAAUCCGUGCUCUUUAAUGCUUGAGAUUUUAACUUCUCCCAUGCUGUGGAAUUGUUGAUCCUCGCGGUAAUUAAAUGACCACUAUUAACACCAUAAGCACUACAGCUUAGUGUAUUUGUUAUUUUAAAGAAAGGCUAUUUGUGUUGUCCCAAUAUGUAUUUUUAUUUAUUUAUUUUUAAUCCAUACAGAAAAGAGGGCUGCACUCUCUCUAGACUAGGGAUACCCUGCAUCAAUGGAUGAUGAACACAUGUACUGUAUACCAUAUUUACUUGCACAAUUAGAAUUCAAAUGUAUAAUUAAAACAUCCAACCAAGUUGCAAUUUAAAAACAAUGGAUUAAUACUUAUGUAUAAAAAAUAAAGCUAUUGGUAAUAGCUUAAGUUAUUGAAUCAAAUAUAUAUUGUUAUCUCCAAAAUAAAAGUAGAAAAAAAUCUUUAAAAAUAUACAAGCAAAAAAUUAUAUUUAAUGCUGGAACUUCCACUUCCCUGUUUUGAAUGUCCUCUGUAUUGCUUCCCAGCAGCUGUUGAAGUGGUCCAGUGAAAAAAUGUACUUGACUUCAUUUUAGUGUCAGUCAGACAGGAUAAUAUGAGUGUUCUUUCAGGUAGCAACUUGUCUCAAACGCUUUUCACCUUCCCUUGGCUUUUUAAAUGAUAAAAGCAGUAAUAAAAUAUGAGUGGGAUACAAUAAAGCCUCACCUAUUUACUAUAUAAAUAUAUUAUAGACAGACAAUAUUGUCCAUUGUGAGCAAUAGUGACACCUGGAAUUAUCUUUAUGUGGUAUAACAUUUUAUGUAUUAAAGAUGUAUUCCUGACCUUAUAGUGUUAGAACCACAAUCUAGCCCACCAUGUCCCCACUUGCUCCCCUAAAUAUAGCAAAAUCUUACCUUCACGCCAGUCUGCUGCUGCUGGCUCUGCCCCUGAUCUGCCUGCUUGGCUAAUAUCUGAAAUGUUGUUCUGAGCCAAUCCCAAUGCUUUCACAUAGGAAAGCACUGGAUUGGCUGAGACUGUCAAGGUGGAAGAUCAGGGGCAGAGCCAGCACAAGUCUAACACAGUCCCGUCCUAUCAGCAUCUCUCAUAGAGAUACACUGUGCAGCACUGCCCCAUGAAGCACCUCUAGUAGCCAUCUGAGGAGUGGCCAGUGGAGUUAUCACUAGGCUGUAAUGUAAACACAGCCUUUUCUCUGAAAACCGUGUUUACUGCCAAAAGCCUGAAGGAAAUGAUUAUACUCACCAGAACAAAUACAAUAAGCUGUAGUUGUUCUGGUGACUAUAGUGUUCCUUUAAGUCACAUGUUUUAAAGAGUGGUUACUGGUUCUAUGUAUUUAUAGUACACAAGGGCACUGUUGACCAUUUUUUUUUAUUUCUAGUAAUGUAAAUACUGCCUUUUCUCUGAAAAGCCUUCAGGGACAGGCUAUACACCCCAGAACAACUAUAUUGAGCUUUAGUUGUUCUGGUAACUAUGUCGGGUGAAUUUCCACUCUCCGUGUCUAAAUGUUCAUUUGCCAAUGAUUAGUGGCUAGUGUUAAAGUUCAGACAUUGGCUUUCUGUACUGCCUGCAUUUAGACCUCUGCACCGUCUGCCUUUUGCAAUGCAGUUCACUACAAUUCUAUGAUCAUUGAAUAAGCGUCUCUCAGCGCUGAAUCCCUUUAGUAACUUAGUGCAAAGGGUAUUUAAUUGUUUGAAAGCAAACACAAUGGAAUUCUUUUUAAAGCAACUUUUGUCUGUUUGUCUUAGCGGUACAGAGUGAGAGGAAGCCAUUUGACAUCCAACGAGAGAAGCCAUCAAACUGUGCAGCAUCCACUGAAAAAAUCUACAUCCGGAAAGAUCUGCGGAGCCCACACAUAGCAACGCCAACUUUUGUCUCGGACAAAGAUGGAGGGAGGUCGGUGUAGAACACUGGUAGGGUGUGUUUGUACAGAUUGGGGAUACAGUCAAUAACUGUCUCACCACAAAUGGCUUGCUAUAUGUGGACUUAAUCUGCCUGGAAGACCCCAUAGAGGGGUAAUAAAAAGUAUUGCUACUUCUGUUUAUUUUAUAAAUGAUUUAUGUUUCCUUGGUAUAUAAUAAUUCUUAGCUGUCACCAUUAGUUUAGUCCCUUUUUCGAUAAUGAUAUCAUGGCAGGAUAGCUGAGGAUAUUGAAUUGUGCUGUUUGUCUCCUCCACUCCUCUCCUGCAAUAUUAUUUUUUGGAAGAUGGGCUGAAUUAAUGGAGCAACUGCUGCCUGGAACUGAAACCAACACUAAUUUCAAGCCAGAAUACUUAUAUGUUGGUGCUUCCCAAAGAGUGGGGACUGCAGGCAUUGCAUAUAUAAGUAUAUAGUGCAUUAAUAAAACAAAAAACUGCUCGACCAAAGUAAAAGUUAAAAAUAGUUUGAGUGGAGUUUUUUUUUUUUUCUAAAAAAAUGUAAAUCUAAACUGCUGCUUUUAAGCUAAAAGUCAGGUGUAACAGCAUACAAGUACCCACUACCUCUGUGUAAACACAUCAUACAUUUUGUCAUUGAAGGAAGCAAUAUCCAGAGCUUCGAUAAUGUCACUGCUUGUGGAUUUGAUCUGGUCCUUUGCUGCCUCUUCUUCUGCAGUGAUAUUUUGCAUUCUACAAUCUGAUGCUUAGUCAAAUCCUGUCCUUGUAUUAUGGGAUUGGCGGUAGUGAGAUCCAAAGAUGAAAGAAUUUAUGUACAGGGCAUUCCCAUUGCUAUGUCUUACCACUAUAUGCUGCAUAAAGUGUUCCAUACUGAGUGGAAAUAGAUAAAAAUAUAAUUUGCAUACAAAAGGAAACAAAAAAACCAAAUACAUACUCUGUAAGCAGCCUUCUUAGAUGAGUGGCAAAUAUCCAACAAAUAAAGAAUAAGGAAACAAGAAUGUUAAGUAUAUUACAUAUUGGUUGAAUUUAUUUGUUUUGUGAUCUUGCAUUACUAGACAUUUCAUGUUGCUAUAUUAAAAUGUGUUUUUUCCAGAAUUGUUAUUCUUCAUGUAACAAGAUUGAAGUAAUCUCUGUCAUCCUUCAGUCCCGACUCUCACAUGUGUUGUUGGGAUUUAUUCAUUAAACUGUGCACUGUGGAGUAAUCAAUUUACAUUGCAAGCUCCACUUUAAAUAGAGGUCAUGCUUUGUACGAAUUGAUGUGCGUUCAUUGUUUUUCUGAUCAAUUUUUAAAUCUCACCAGGCAAUCUGGACUUUUAGACCCUGGGAUGUUGGUGAAUAUUCAGCAGCCCCUCAUCCGAGAAGAUGGCACUGUGCUCCUGUCUACUGAUUCAAAGGUCAUUUCUGUUUGCUUAGGGGGUUUAUUAACUUUUCUUUUGCAUUGCACUGAAUUGUUGCUAGCUUUCCUUUAAACUCAGAGUUGCAAAGUGUUGUUAAUUUGCAGCUUGUAACCAAGAAAGUUCAGAAAGUCUGAUGUUUGAGGUUGUCAUUUAACGUAAUAAUAGAAAAUAAUUGUCUUCAUGGUAGUUUUGAAUUAUUAUUUACAAGUAAUAAUUCUUCUUCCAGGCAGAAAUGAGUCAGAGCGGACUUGGAACAUUAGCAAACGUCGUUACUUCUCUUGCUAACCUGACUGAGUCACUAAAUAAUGGGGACACUUCCGAAAAUGAUCAGCCAGAGGACCAAUUCUCCAGUGAAAUCACUAGGUUAGUUUUAGAGUUUUCAUUGCAAAAAGAGGGUUGCCAAAAAACAACUGCUCCUAAGAAAUGUUACUGCUGAUGCUUAAUGUGUGCUAUUUUUGUUUUGUUUUUCUUUUCAAAUGUUUACUUUAGAAGUCCAAAUGAUAUAUUUACUAAACAUUGAAUAGUUGUGAAUUGAAAUCCAGUUUACAGAAUUUGAUGGGAGUUGGCUAGAAAUGUUUCAGACUCCGACACAGAUAAUGUGUACAAAGGAGCACAAACUUUGCAGGAGCAGGGUUUAAGGAAUAUAAUAUUAUCAGAGGUUGCUGUUCUUAUUCAGUCCAGUUACCCCCUUUACAAUGACAAUUAUAUAUACAGUGCCGAUAUAAUCCGCCGCGCUGUACAAUAGACAAAGCUAUUAUAACAAAACAUGUUUGACAUAUGCAUACAGCAGGUGAUGAGCUUACAAUCUAAUAAGCGUCUGCCGUUGGUCACUCGCUUCAUUUAGAUGCUAACCUGUAUUUUGGCUUAAGAGUGAUGUUUAAAAUGCCAUCCACUGAAGAGUAAAAGUGUUGUUUGCAUAUUUCUGCAUGGAAAUCUAGAUGGGAUGUUUGCAUCAAAGCAUUUAGAACUGCUGUAUAUAAGGUUUACAUGUUAUCUUAAAGGGACACUCUGACAAGUUCAUCACAAUGCUGCAUCAGUCCGAUACCAUCAUCCAGACUUUGGGGUUUAACAGUUUAAAGUAAAGUAGGUGCAAUCUGCACCUUGGAUCUUUUUUCACUCUAACUACUUAAUUGCCAUAGAGUUGCUAUGGUGUCAAGACUAGUCCUUUUAGGAAUGCAGAAGUUCUGAAUUGGUAUAUCUAAGGAUAGAUAUUCAUGUUAGCAUUUUUUUUUUUUUUACCUUUUGUGCCGAAAUUAUGCAUCAGUAAAUUUUAUUUAUUCAAUUUAUCCCCUUAACAAAUAUGUAUUUGCGAGGUGUAAAAAAUGUAAAAUUAAAUAUGGAAAUCCACAGCUCUUUAUCCUGAAACUUGGAUCCUCCAUCUUGGCUCCCUUUAAUCAUUGUUACAAGCGAUGUCCUUAGCACCUGACAUCCAUAGUAGUAAUAGUGUAGAAAGCAUAAAGGGAAGAGGGAAAAAAUAAACUUUCUAGAUGUCCUUUUAAUUUGUAAUGUUUGCCUUGUCUGCCUUGAAUUCGGUUAUGAUGUCAUUUUUCCAUGUCAUUUUUGAUGUCAAGGUGACCGGGCAUCUGAUAAGAGAAAAAAAAAAAAAAAUGCCACAAGUUAUAGGUGAAGUUUUAAAUGAUUUAUUCAGUUGUGCAAAUUCAUGAGAAAUGAAAGUCCCCUUAUUAAAAAUGCAUAUGCAUGUAUAUACAUUUAUAGACCAUGCAGCAUUGCUUUAUGUGAAAGGAAAAAGUCUGAGGGAAAUAUAUUUCUUUAAAGAAAAAUAUGAUACAGUCCAUAGAGUAUAUUGGGGUUGUCCACACAACCAAGGGGUUUAAGCCCCUUCAUUUAUACCAUCAAAAAAAUAAACAUGGCACACUGAUCCUAGAAGGGGACCCCAUCAUGGACUCCUCAACGGGACACCGUAGCAUUGCCCAACUCCGCAUACACUCCAUGAGGAGGCCCAUGGGGGAUCUGGACCUUGUAAACUGCUGGAGGACCCUCCACCCCACCAGCAAGGACUAUACGUACUACUCCGCACUACACGACCGAUAUUCCUGCAUCGACUACAUCUUCAUUCGCCAAAUAGGUCUACAAAGAUUACUCUCAGCCAACAUGGAACCCGCGACAUGGUCGGACCAGGGCCCGGUCACUGUCGAACUUGAGUCACCUCUUUUCCGGCCCUCUACAUGGACAUGGAGGCUUAAUGAAGCUCUCCUCCUUGACCCUGCGACACGCGAGCAAAUCACUGGAGCAUUAGAUCUAUACUUCCAGGACAAUGUUGUAUAGGAUGUCUCCCCAAUUUCAAUAUGGGAAGCCCACAAGAGCGUUAUCAGGGUCACAAUUAUCUGAAUAGCCUCACAAAAGAAAAGACGUCACACGGGAAAUGGCAGACCUCUACAAAUCUAUUUCCACACUGGAACAACAACAUAAAAGGACCCACUUGAUGGAGACGUACGGGGAACUUAUGCAGGCCAGACGACAACUGAAAGAUCUCCUCACAAAACGCUACCUUAGAUCCAUACAACACUCCAAGGGGUUCUUCUAUGCUCAUGCCAACAAAGGUGGAAGAUACCUAGCGCGCCUUCUAAAAGGUAACGCCCCACGGACACAAGUCCGCAAACUACACCUCUCGUCGGGCAUCGAGUCGACCUUUCCGAACAAGAUAGCGGAAGAAUUUAAGAAAUAUAUUACCAAUUGUUAUACAAUCUACAUGUGACGGACGGACGAACUGACCCGGACACAGAACGGAUACAGAGGCAGGAAUACCUGGAGGUCGCCAUCGAGAAGACGAUCGGAGCAGAGGCAAUGGACACCCCCAUUACUACAGAGGAACUCCUGGCAGCCCUGAAAUCGACCAAAAUGGGCAAAGCAUCUGGCCCCGAUGGCUUCUCCACAGGGUACUACAAAACCUUUUCCUCCACACUGAUGCCGUGGCUCACGAAAGCUCUUAAUAUGGUAGCUGAAGGGGGAACUUCGGGGCAGAAUCACUAGCGGCCAUCAUAACUGUCCUACCGAAACCUGGAAAGGACCCAAUGAUAUGUGGUAGCUACUGCCCAAUCUCACUUCUGAACGUGGAUACCAAGUUGUUCACCAAGGUACUGGUUACCAGUCCGCCCUGCCGGCCCUAAUACACCCAGACCAAACAGGAUUCAUACCUGGUCUGGAGGCACGAGACAGUACCCCACAGCUAUUCGCGAUACAACAAAGAGGGCGGUGGGCACGACACCAGCUUCUCCUACUCUCCACGGAUGCCGAAAAGGCAUUCGACCGGGUGAAAUGGCCAUACGUGAUGGACACUCUCAGUAGAAUGGGUACGGGUCACAAGCUACUCACAUGGAUUCGAGCGCUUUAUAGCAACCCAUGAGCCGCAGUGCGGGUGAAUGGGGCACUCACCUCACUGACUUUUGAAAUCUCCAAUGGCACGAGGCAGGGUUGCCCGCUGUCCCCGCUGCUUUUUGCCGUAUCCCUGGAGCCUCUCCUCCAAACUAUCAGACAACAUCCUGAUGUUCAGGGAUACCCAUGGCAAGGAGUGGAACAUACGCGGAUGAUCUCUUAUUUUUCAUCACAUCGUCCCGAACCACGAUGUCUUGCCUACUAGAGGCACUUAGACAAUUUGGCAAGAUAUUGGGUUUUAAACUUAACCUGUCCAAACGUGAGGUGCUCAACAUCACCAUCCCAACUGAAGAAUUCUCUGCUCUGGAACCACUAUUUCCUUUCCGAUGGUGCUCCCGAAAAAUGAAAUACCUUGGGAUCUGGGUAACAACGGACCCGGGAGAUCUCUACGCACAAAACUUCACCCCACUACUAAAGACAAUAUUGGCGGACCUAGAAAGGUGGACAUACCCACAUAUCUCCUGGCACGGAAGGAUAGCAGUCCUCAAAAUGAACAUUUUACCUAGUUUUCUAUAUCCGUUCCAGACACUCCCACUGGCUAUACCCACAAACUUCUCCACUGGCUAUACCCGCAAACUUCUUCUCCACGCUAAAGUCGGCGGUCAUCCGCUACGUUUGGAGGGGGGUGAGGCACGAUCUACUCUGCCUACCACGACAAAGGGGAGGACUAGCAUUGCCAGAUUUCAAAUGAUAUCAUCACGCUACGGUCCUCCAGCGUAUCCUGGAAUGGCACGCGAACACACAACACAAACAGUGGGUAGCCCUAACCAGAGAAGGACAGGAGGCACAACUAAAAGCCGCCAUAUGAGGGGGCACCAAGAAUGGUGGUUGGUGGAGGGAAUAGUGGCACAGAUGCUAAGCAGCUGGAGACUCAUGAGAGACCAACCACAUAUCUCACCCACAGCUCUGCUCUCCAUCACCCAUAAUGAAGCGAUAGGAGGGGGGAUCCCACCGAAAGCAUGGCCUUUCGCGGAUGGAUGUGAAUACGUCCCCAUCUCCACUAUCCUACGGAAUGGCAACAUACAGACACUGGACUCCUUACUAGGAGAGACUCCUCGGACGCCCCUAAUAAUGCUACGCUACAUGCAGAUAAAACACUUCUGAUACCUUACGCAACAAAGACCGACUACACAGGGACCUCACCUGGUUCGAGGUGAGAGGGGCUCCUCAAUGGAAAAAACGAUCUCCACCCUAUACCAACACCUUUUGGUUGGACACCUGAUGGAGAACACCUUCCGUAGACAGUAGGAGGUAAUGUUGGACACCACCUUCACACCCCGCCAAUGGGAAGGUGCACUAAUCUGGCAGCACAAAAGUUCCAUUAGCUCACUUAACAAGAAAUGAAUUACAAACUAAUCGCACUCUGGUACAGAACCCCGACAUUACUCCACAGAAUCUACCCGACAAACACGCGGAAAUGUGGCAGCCAUGGUACGCAUUUAUAUCGCGAAGCCGGUAGGGUGGAAUGGGAGGAGGCGGGGGGGGACCCGCGAGGGGGGGACACCUGGCCCGAGGAGCAUGACCACUCUCUUUUGUUUUCCCCUGACCCACCCGCUCUAUAACACUCAAUUGGGAUUUUGCACCCAUAGAUAGACCAGAUAACAGCUACAUCAUGCACACCUCACACAACUUACACCCGUGCCUCACGGGCAAACAUCAGCUCACAAUGGACAGAGGUAUCAUAGCUUCCUAAAUAAUGUCAAGAAUAAUAUAAAGAAAUCCGUCCCCUCCCCUCCCCCCUCCCCCAAAAAAUGAUUGGUAAGAGUUUGAUGAAAGUGUCAAGAAAAUGUGCUGAAUCCAAAAGAAAAAAAAAAUUGAAUUCCAUAUAGUGUCCCUUCAAUAUGAAUAUCUUAUUAGUAACCGUAGCAGGGUUUUUUUGUUUUUUUUUGAGUGUGUGUGUUUUUUUUUUUUUUUUACCUGCUUUACAUUUUUUUAAAAAAAUUUUUUUUCACUUUCAGGGCAUUCGACACAUUGGCAAAAGCACUUAAUACAGUAGAUGGCACUGCAGGGCACAAUCUGGAGGAUGGGGUUGAUCCAACAGCAGGAGGGAACAUCCACAUCAUUAGCCGGGAUCUGGCUACGCCUAUUCUGGAAGUGGAAGGACCCCUGUUGUCAGACACGCAUGUCACAUUUAAGGUGGGUUUUUCUGCUUUAGAAACAAACUCAUGCUCCAAUGUACACACAUACAGAGACACAUACAUACAUACAUACAUACAUACAUACAUACAUACAUACAUACAUACAUACAUACACACCCAUACACACAGACACAUGUUACAGCUGCGACCCCUGUAACUGUGGUAUGUAUGCCAGUGUAUGAAAGUAAUGAAAGAAACAUUUAAAAAAAUAAAUAAAUAAAUAUAUAUAUAUAUAUAUAUAUAUAUAUAUAUAUAUAUAUAUAUAUAUAUAUAUAUAUAAUGUGCUCUGAAUUUAAUACGUAAUGGAUAGUAUAUGAAAGGGCAAAGUUGGUUGUGGUGUGCCGAAACAAACGUACAAGUGGGCCUGUAAAUAAGAGGGCCCACCAAGGAGAAUGUAAUGAUAACAGGGUGUAGGUGGGUUGGGACAAUCAACUGAACCGGCAGAGGUGAGUAGGUGCUGGGAGUUUAAGUAGGGGACUUACUCCUCCCACAAAUUCAGACCUAAUGGCCUUUCUACUUGUGCUCGGAAUUUAAUACGUAAUGGAUAGUAUAUGAAAGGGCAAAGUUGGUUGUGGUGUGCCGAAACCAAUGUACGAGUGGGCCUGUAAAUAAAAGAGGGCAAAAGAGAAGUUCGAGAAAAUAAACACUUUAUUGCCUUUUUUUACAUAAAGAAAGUUCCUGAAAGCUUGACGAAGCUCUUUCUCUGGACGUGGUAUAUAUGUAUGAUAUAUGGAGGAUUUCCAACGACCCAGUCUCUUGAUGAUGUGGACCGGGGUGUUUGUGCUAGAAGCUGAUGAAGCAGCUCCUAUGCGGAAUGAGUGCCUGGAAAAUGAAGCCGGAUUGUAACCCAGUUUGAAUAGUAGUGUUCUGACGUGUGCCGUGAAUUUAGCUGUGGUGAGCGGGUGCCCUUGUAGUGAUAAGAGCGGAGAGUCUAGUAAGUGCACGUGACGGGUUGACCUUAGGUGAUCUAGCACCUUGACCGGACACCAGGCAUUAUCGGUAGGGAAAAGAGGAAUUAUGGUGGGGUGUUGAGUGUGAUUAGUUUUAGUUGAUGGGAUCGUAAGUAGGUAGUGAUCCUCCACCUUAGUGAGGUGUGAUGUUUUUAGGCUGUGCCUGAUAUCUCCUUGACCAACAACGGUGAACUCUCUGGGUCUGAGAAAACCGUAGAAAGCAAGAUAAAUAGUGGAUUUAAUUACCAGGUUUGUGUUGGUAUUGAACGGGGAUUCGUCAAGGAGAUUGCUAAGUGAUCUAAACAUAGGCCCAUCUAUAGGUAGUCUUGUGGUGGUGAGUGGAACUGAAACCUUUAAUAUACCUUUCAAGACCUUUUUAAUGGGAUAUAAUGACAAGAAAGGGGUGUUAGGAAAAUUGGUGAGACUAUGGUGCUGAACCCCGGUGAGGUAAAGUUUAAUGGUGUUGUGAGAAAGUUUAAGAUGUAAAUGGCAGAGGCAAAAGCCACCAUAGUUUGUGUAGAGAAGUCGCCUUGUAAACCGAAUUCUGCAGUGAAUUUGUUAAAAAUGGUAAGUGCCCUAUUGUAUGAGAUAGCUGUGUUGGGUGAUAGUGCUUGGUGAGUGAGAGUCCUAGCGUGGUGCAUAAGUGUGCUUAAUCCAGGAUUAGUGUUUGAAAUUGUGGUGUCCUGGAUGGCUGGUGGUGAGCCGUAGGGAGUGCCUGGAAGAAUACCUGGAAUUGAGAGCGUCCGUGUUGUGGGUGCCCGGGAUGUGAAAACAAACUAUAUGGAACUGGACGGUUGCUGCCAGCCAGGUCAGCUUUCGAAUCAGCCGCAUGAUGGUAAGGGACGAUGAGCGCCCCUUGUUUAUGAUUUCGCAAGCCGCCGAGUUAUCAGAAUAGCAUUUUACUGCCUUGCCGGACCAGAGAUGACCCCAGGUGUGUGCGGCCGCCACGAUGGGAUAAAUUUCGAAUAGGGUUGAGGUCUCCCUGAAUCCUGGCAAGGCAUCCGUCUCAGCGGGCCAGUGACCCCUUAACCAGUGGUCCCCGAAGAUGGCUGCGAAACCAGAGUUGGCUGCAGCGUCUGUGUGGAUGAUGGGUGAACAAGUGGAGAGAGGGGGGAUAAACAAGGAGAUACCGUUCCAAUCUGCCAAAAACUUCCCCCACAUAGCUAAGUCGGCCUUUGCGUGGGGGUCCAAAGAAACUGGGCAAGAGUCCGGUACCCCGUGGAGCAGGCAAAUAAGCUUGGAUAUAAAAGACCUUCCCUGCGGGAUGAAGCGCAUGGCGAAGUUAAGGGAUCCCAGAAUGGACUGAAGUUCCCUUCUGGUGCAAACAUCAUUCAGCAGGAACAUGUCUAUCUCCCCUUUCAAGCGGAUCAGUUUGUCGUGCGGAAGGCUAGCACGGAGGGUAACAGAGUCAAGCUCUAUCCCCAAAAAGGUUAAUUUAGUUGUGGGGCCGAUUGUUUUUGAUGGAGACAAUGGUACACCAAGUGUGGAAAAAGUGCUGUAGUAUUGCUGAUAGCGGUGGGUGUUUGUGCCUCUGGCUCUCAGUAAGAAGUCGUCUAAGUAAUGGAUAACAGAGUGACACCUGAGGACGUUCAGAAGCAGCCAGCAUAGCGUCUCAGCGAAGAUAUCGAACAGUUUGGGGCUGCUUCUAUAACCGAAAGUGAGUCGAGUGGAGAAAUAGUACUUGUCUCGCCAUUUAACACCGUGUAAGUGCCAGAGUGAGGGGUGCAUGGGUAGUAAUUUGAAAGCAUUUGUGAUGUCUGUUUUGCUGAGCCAGGGGCGACUACCAGAUGAGAUAAUGGAUUGUAUGGCGUCGUCAAUUGUUACAUACUGAAGUGAGAAUUCGUCUGCAGGUAUGAGUGCGUUUAUUCUGGGAACAAAAGAGGAGUGCGGUGCAGAUAAAUCAAUAAUUAGAUGUUUUUUAUUACAAUAUUUGUGUAUUGCGACACCAAUGGGGUUAGUGCGCCAGGAGGAAAACGGUGAGGAGGUGAAGGGGCCGAUCAUGAAACCGUUGGUAAUUUUGGAGGAAAGGAGAGUGUCUGUGGAAAUUGGAUCUUGGCAUGCUGACAAUAAAUUGGGACAUUCCAGUGUGCCCGUGGGGAUGGCUACAAUAUCCAUAAAAAACCCCUGUGUGAAUCCAGUGGUCAGAUAUUCCACCAAAUGCCUGCUAGGGUGUGUCCUUAGGUAAAAAAACUGUUUGUUGACAUGUCGGUGUCGAUGUCGGUUAGUCAUUUGUUAGGGGACAACCUGGCCAGGCACAUGGUCUUGGUAUGGGCCCUGAAGCAUAUAGAACAGAUGUGCAACAAUCUACAGGCGCUGAAACUGCAGGAACCUGCGUUGAAAUUAUUGCACACCUGGGCUUUACCUAGGAAGGAGAUGGGCCUACUUAGCUUAUCACGUAGACCGCCCGCUAAUUUGUUGUGAGGGGUGAAAGUGGGAUUAAGUUUGGGAGUGGAGGUGGUGGGAUAGGCUUCUGAAGGACAUAAGUCUGCCGUAUGAGAUGUGGAGCCUGAGACCAGCGAAGUGGCGACAGAAUAGUUCUGUGUCCAUCUGACACCAGUUAAUUCUGACAUUGAACUGUUUCAGAUGGGUCGCCGCCUUCGCUGAUACCUACUUAUGAUAGUUGUAAAAAGAGGAGCCCCCGUACUUGAUGCCUAAAUCCACCACCUCGUGGAGGUAGAGGUCUAGCUCUUCUCUUCUGUGGGGAUACACCGUGCAGAUGACAUCACGGUAUAUCCCAAAGGCAAUCACGAACUGAGGUUUGGUUAGUUUUUUGUUGAGUCUGGGGUCUCUAGUAUUAAGCACCACUGAGAUGUCCCCGUAAUUGUAUGCCCUGUUCUCCAGUAUGUCUUGGGAUGCUAUAAGCAGAGACACCAGACACACGUCCUUCCCAUCUAGGAUUUCUUUCCUGAUGGAGUCUGGGACGGAGUGAGCUGGUGACUCGAAAGGAGAAAUAGCUGUGGCUGGUGCUGGAGGAGGGAGUAUGGGGGGGCAUGGUGGUACAGCAGGGACUGCUGGGGUAUUACCUGGGGAGGCGAUGGCACUCUCCACCUUAGAAAGCCUGUUGUUUAAAGUCUGUAAGUUGGCCAAAAUUGCUGCUAGGGUAUCCUGGGUGGACGUGUCAGCGCUUGGUGGCUGUCCUUGAGAGCUAGUACCUGGCCUAGGUUCAGGGGCUUGGUAGGUGAGCAGUCUGUAGAGUUCCGCCUUUCUAGCUGUAGCUGGAAAGGGGAUUCCCCUGAGCUUAAGUUCGGCCGUAAUUUUAGGGAUAGUCCAUGCUCUCAAGGACGUGGGAGUUGAGGGGGUGAGAGAUUCGCAUGGAGACUCUGGUCUGAUGGGCAUAAACGGGAUCUCCUCUGGCAACUCUUCGAUGGGGGCUGGUUCUUGAGACAUUCUAAAAAUGAUUCAGUGAAUGAGAUAUUAGAAGGUGAGUAGGGGAACCGGGAGGGAUAUGAGGGGGGUAUUUUAUGAACUGGCCUGUAAUGCUAAUCGCGAAGCAAAAAACGUAACUGUGAAUUAUUGAUAGGUGAGGCCCUGCUAAUGCCAAGUAGCGGUGAGAGGCUCUACCUAUGAUUUGGCUUAGAGAAAUCGUGGCCACAGACGUGGUGGCGGGGUGUUGGCCUCUCGGUGACUGUAAAGAGAUUCAAUACGUGUGGCCGUGACAGGUGAGGCCCUGACUACAGCCCUGUAGUAGGGCGGGCGAGGCAUAUAACUAUGAUUUGGGCGUGGGGCCGUACCUCCGUGUUGAGGUGGGAGAUGGCCUCGCUGGACGGGAUUUUUUACUAGGGUGAGCUAGGGCGGUAGCCAAACCCUGCAAGCCAGUUCACUUGUAUACUAAAGGUUGAAUGGUAAUUCUGGUGUAAUGUGUGGAUACUAACCUUGAAGGGUUUAUAAUAGAGAGCUGGAACCUUUGAAUGUUUAUAUGUAGCGAGUCUUUGCUGCUGCUGUCCUCGUACAAGAAGCCUAAGGAUUAAGACAGAUGUUGAUGUAUUUAUGCGUAACGUGGUGGCGUAUGAUUUGUGGUAGUGAAUGCCGUAACGAAUAAGGACGUAAGUACCUGGUAGUGUGGCUGAGUACCGGGUUAGGUAGGUUGGUAAUUUCUUGCCUUAUGGCAGUAUGACCGUAUUCCUGGUUAAGAAAAAAGGAGAGAAUUUAACACACGAAGGACGUAGGACCUAGAGUAAGUCGUAAUGAAUCGAGACCGCAUUAGGUCUUGUAUGAAAAAGUCCUGUAAUGAGUAGAGAAAUAUACCUUGAUUUGUUAUACGGGUACUAGAAUGAGCGUAACUGGUGUUCCUUCGUAGAAACCGGUGGAGGCCUAGAAAAAUUCUGGAGCUAUGGAUUAAACCCAUUAAAUAUUUAAUAAUGUGUGAAUGCUGUGAUAGUAAGUUAUAAAUAACCAAUUUCACUGUGAUAAGUUUAGAGUGCAUGCAGUAUUGAGGCAUGGACAUGAUUGAAAGCAUGAUGAGUAAAUACUAUACCUGGGUUUGUAAAUACAAGACCUUGAAUUUGCUAACUUUAAGCAGAAAAUAAGAGAAACCAAGGCAAUCUGUGGAGCCAAAGAAAUGUGACAGGGGCAGGAUUAAUGACGGCGUAACUUUAAUUUACUACAUUUUCUCCUUAAAAUAAAAUUUUAGGGGUUUUUACCAGUGUUACCCUAGGAGAUCAUGUAAUAAUAUAUGUAUGUUGUGUUUCAACAGGGUUGUUGUGGAAUUUAUAGAAUUCUGCUCUUUUGUUUGGUGUCAGGAGGAAUUUAUUUUAUUAGAUAAAGGAACGUAAAACAUAGAUUACUAACCACAUGGGUGUAGAAAAAAGAACUGAUUAUUAAGAUACAGUGGCUAUGGUUUUAAUAUUUUAGACAUAGUUAACCGGAAACACAGUUUAGGUGAUAAAUGGUUGUAGUUUUUUUACAUGUAUUUAAUAACUCCUACUGACAGGUAGUACAAACAGUUAAAUAACCGAACAGACAGUAUGAGUAAUCAUAUGAAUUCGUGUGCACGAAAUGUUUGUAUUAUACUGAAAGGGGAUUGGUAGUUUUAGCCGAAUGGGGGACCUGCUUAGGUUAAGUAUAAUGUGUGUUCGUUUACUCCCGCGCGAUAGCAUGAAUUAGGAAAGUUAGCGAGGGGUGAACAGGUUUACACAAUUCGCUUAAAAUGCCGAACGGGUAAGUAAUAAGUACAUAGGUUCGUGCGUAUGACCGAACGGAAAACAGAAUUGGAAAGAUUAGCUUUAGAGUUAUGUUCGUACGUAGUUCGGCAUUUUAGAACGUGCGAAAGCCCCCAUGAAACGUAAGUAUAGCGUCUAGUUUAGUGGUGCGAACGCGGAAAUUCACGAAUAGGUAAGUAUACGAAAAUUGAUAAUGUGAUAGUAAAAGGGAGCCUACCCCUACGUUUUUAGGCCCGAACGGAGGGAAAUAGCCGAACGUUAUUUCCCUCACAAGCUUACGUGAGCGUGCCGGUCUCGUGACCGGAAGCAAAGUACCGCGGCUGGGAAGAAGGCUGGUGGCAGGGCUGCAGGACGGACGGAAGAUUCCACUGGACACCUCUUACUGCAGGAGACUGGAGCCGUUUGGCGGGAAGCUCGGACCGGAAGUACUGUUUGCUAUGGAGAUAGACAAUCAACUGAACCGGCAGAGGUGAGUAGGGGCUGGGAGUUUAAGUAGGGGACUUACUCCUCCCACAAAUUCAUGCCUAAUGGCCUUUCUACAUAUAUAUAUAUAUAUAUAUAUAUAUAUAUAUAUAUAUAUAUAUAUAUAUAUAUAUAUAUAUAUAUAUAUAUAUAUAUAUAAAAAUAAAAAUGGUAGGUAACAGCACUCUAAGGACUUCAAAAAGUAAAUGGUGAAAAAAACUUAGCUUUUAUUCAGCAACUGCCACACACAAUCGACGUUUCAGUUCUUAAUACAGAACUUUCAUCAGGAUAAGGUGCAUUACACAAACCAACAUUAAUAUAUAAAAACAAAUAAGUACAUAACAUGCAAAACAGGUGUAGCUUACCCCAAUCCCUGUGUGGUCCCCAUGGUGAUUGCCAAAAAAAGCGGGUAAAAUUAACCCCUGGAAAUGUAUUCAGCAGCUGGGAUGUGCUGCUGUGUAACCUCAUAAUGCUGGCAAUAGCUGGAGCCAAAGGCUGUCUGUAUUACCAUAUCGUUAUGGUAACCAAACUGCUCGUGUGGAGGUGGGCGGGGCGGAGCAUCAGGUGGGCGUGGCUAUGGUCCGAUCUGUAGAGUGUACUCAGUGCACAGAGGGCGGGUGUCUGGUAUGGGGGAGGGAUCCUCUCUCUGCAUACUUGUGAUGCCUCACUGGUUUAAAGGAUAGAUGGCAGAGGGAUAAUCUGCUAACAGGGGUAGAGAGCACAGACAUAAAGGACACUACAUUGUGACUUCCAUGUCAAAAACAUGGCAAAGAAGUAGGUCUAAAACAAAGCUAUUGUGUGACCAUAGAGGGCUGGGAAAGUGACCUAUAUAGAAUACCUCUAGGUUAACUUGCAAAUAGCAGGGUCUGAGGCUGGAUAUAGAGUGGAAUCAGGGCUAUAUUACAGAUGCUGACUACAUGUAUGUAGUGUAGCAUAGCAGGAGCUAGAUGUCAUAAUGUCUGAUAUUGAAUGAAUAAAUAGACAAGGAGUAAACAAUAAGCCCUUGAAUAGAUACAAAGGGCACGCUGGGUUUAUUAUUCCCAGGGUAGCUGUAUAAUAAGUCAGCCCUUAUGGCAUAAUCAUACAUGGAUAAUGUUAUAUCCAAGGUUAGUACUUCAACCAUGGAUAGAGCAUGACCCAUAAAUGUGUUAAAUAAUAAUACACUGUCAUAAAAAGAGUAGUGGUGAUUCUAAAGUUCCUGCGGGGACGUGUGUCUAGACAGACCAUUGUCAUUUAUAUAUGCAAGGAAUACAUAUAAUGUCGGUGCUGUCCAAUGGUAAUGUGUCAAACUUUAGUGCGCUCAUCGGUCCACAGUAUAAUACGCAUACAUAAAGAACAUACAGGCUAUAAACUAAUAUACAGAGGUGGUUAAUUCUUAGAGUCCAAUAUAUAUACACAAAAACAUUUUUGGAGCAUUAAAAUGAGAGAAUAUUUUUGGUCCAGUCCUGGAGAUAUAUCAUAAGAAUAUACCUAGAGUAUAUUUUUCGUUUAGUCCUCUGGGUUGCACAGUAUCCAGUGUUCGGAUCCAAUAAAGUUCUCUUUGUAGUAGGAGCUUCUUACGGUCGCCACCUCUUAGGGGUGGUGGGAUGUGAUCAAUAGCCAGAAACUUCAUUGCUGGUAAGGGGUGAUUUUUCUCCAAAAAAUGUUUCGCCACCGGCUGUUCUGACCCAUUGUCUCUAUAGGCUGUACGUAUACUUGAACGGUGGUUGCGAAUUCUCUCUCGUAGUGGUAGAUCAGUUUUCCCCACAUACAUCAAACCGCAAGGACACCCCAAUUUGUAUACCACAAAGUCACUUGUGCAAGUUAGUCUAUGUUUUAUGGGGUAUUUUUUUCCAGUGUGUGGAUGUACAAAUGAUUUACUGGGGAUCAUGUGGCUGCAUGUCACGCAGCCCAAACAUCUGUGACACCCCAGGUUCUGGUAGGUAGUAGGUUUGCUAUAACAAUGUAUGGGGUCAGUUUUAACCAGUAGGUCCCUCAAAUUGCUGCCCCUACGGUAACACAUCAUUGGGCGCUGUUUAAAUUGAGGUGGUAAACUGGUAUCAUUCUGUAGAAUUCGCCAAUUACGGUCCACUGAUUGUUUUAUCUCGUCAGAUAUGGUGGUAUAUGUUAUUGGGAAUAUCAAUCUUUCAGUUGGUGCUGUUGUUACUGUAUUCUGUGUCGGUGUUUCAUAACAUCUGUCCAAUGCCUUAGAUAGAUCCACGGGCUUGUAACCCCGUGCAAGAAAUUUUUCCCACAUAUCUUGUAGUUGGAGUUGGGUAUUUGCCACAUUGGAGUUAUUACGUAUUACUCUCAUAAAUUGUGACUGUGGAAGUGACUUAAUGAGAUGUUUCGGAUGGUAACUUUCAGCAUGCAGGAGAGUGUUCCUGUCCGUGGGUUUGUUAAAUAGAGUAUAGGCUAUUGUGCCCUCUUCUUUAUACAAACGAACAUCCAAGAAGUCAAUCUGCUUGUCAUUGGUUGUCAUUGUGAGGCGGACUGGUGUAUCCAGAUUGUUGAUGGUAUUCAACAUUUGAUUUGGUGUUGGUCCCCCAUUUUUCCAAAUGAUAAUGAUAUCGUCGAUGAAUCGGCGGUAAAGCAGUAUAUUAUCCAUGAAGGGUGUAAGUAUAUGUUCUUUUUCAAAUGCAUACAUAUAGCUAUUAGCGUACAUUGGCGCCAUAGCCGCCCCCAUCGAGGUUCCUGCGAUUUGUUUGUACCAGGUAUGCUCAAAUCUAAAAUAAUUAAGACUGAGUACAAGGUGUAGUAAUUCUAGUACAUACUCGACAGGUGGUCCCGUGUAUGAUGUUGAAGAUGUCAGGAUAGUCCGCAUAGCAUUGAUGCCCAUGUCAUGUGGGAUAAUAGUAUACAAGCUUUUAACGUCACACGUUAUAAAAGUAAACUCAGAUUCUUGUCCAGUAAACUGUUGUAAUAAUUUAAGAAGACUUGGGGUGUCUUUGAUACAAGUGGGCAACUCCUCAACGGGUUUCUUGAACAGGUAGUCUAGCCAUUUGGCUAUUGGUUCAAGGGCCCCUCCUAUUGCUGAAACAAUGGGUCUUCCUGGUGGUGAUAUGGGAUCUUUAUGUAUCUUAGGUAAUGUGUAUAUUACUGGUGUUCUCGGAUUUUUUUGUAGUAAAAAAUCAAAAAGCUCCUGGGUGAUGUAGGUUGCCUCCAGUCCUCUUUGGAGGGUCUGUUGGAUAGUUUGCAUUAUAGUUAUAGUAGGGUCUGCAGUGAGUCUUGAGUACGUAGUCAGAUCUCCCAAUUGUGUGAGAAUCUCCUGUCUGUAAUCCGUAUAGUUCAGAAGCACUAUACCCCCACCUUUGUCAGCUGGUCGAAUGAUCAGACUUGGGUCCUUGGCUAGCGAAGUUAUUAUAUUUCUUUCUUCUUUAGUAAUAUUAGUUUUAUGUUUUGUUCGUUGAUUAAGGUGCAGUUGGGUUUCAUAAUUUAAAGAUUUUAGAAAUGUCUUUAUUGUGGACUGAUUGGGUAGGGGAUCCCACGUACUCUUAACUUUGAACAUCUUGCUCGAUGGUUCUUGUGUACUCUGUGAUUUAAAGAAAUCUUUCAAUCUUAAGUUUCUCCCAAACUUAUAUAUUUCCACCUCCUGAGUAAGUGGAUUGGGGUAUGUAGUUGGUACAAAAGAGAGGCCUCUCAUCAGUAAUUUGUUUUCUGCGUUGGUAAGUUGCCGUGUUGAUAGGUUGAAAAUUGGUACUAUCUCCGGCGUGGUGGUCUGCCUCUUGGCCCAGUAAAUCCUACCCUUCUGUCCUCUUCUUGUGAUAUAUCGCUUUCUUCGAUAUCUUGUCUGGCGCGUUGUCUCGUAGUAGUGCCUGUUGCUGUAUUGCCUUUCUCUAAAAAAAGGUUUGUUUGUUGUACGUUCUGGGUUCUUGGUUGGGAGUCUGAGUCUGAGGUGGAAUCCGCUGAGGUUUUAUCUAUUGUAUAUUGCCUUGGUCUCCUAAUGGGUCUCCUGUUCCUUGUGAAGCGUGGGGCCUCGUUCUGGCCACUCAACCACCUAUAUACCCUGUGUUCCGUGUAGUCACUCUUGACUUUUUCUUGUUUUUCACGCUUGAAUCUAAUCAGGUCGGUCUUAUAUUCUUUAACAUUUUGUUCAAGUUUCAACAGGGUAGGGGCUGCUUCUUCUGAGGUUAAUAAUAAAGCCUCUUUUGCCUCAAGUAGUGUAAUACGUUGUCUAAUUUUAAUAAGAUCUUCCUUUACGUCUUCUAUGAUAAUAAGAAUCAGGUCUAGGGAACAUUUAUUUAGUACUGCAAUCCAUUUCUUGCAGACUUUUGGUUUUGUUCGCCCUAUUGUGGGGAUGUUCUUAAUCCUAAACCCCCUUGGUAUUUGUAGUCUCCUGUGGUAAUCCGAUAGGAACAGUCCGUGCAAAUCCAAGUCGGUUUCUUUCUUUUUUAACCGUAUCAGUUCCAAGUAGAUUUCUUUGAGGGUAGUAGUCUGGGGGAGAUCUGUGGUCAGUUCAUCCCACCUAAUCCAUUCUGCGUCUUCCUCAGUAUAUUGUAAGGUUUCUGCCUGUUCCAGUAAGCCGCCUGCUUGUGCAAAAAACUCUUCCAUAGAGAUUAAGCACCCGUGUGUAUGUAAUGUACAAAAAAAUUUUGGGGGUAUAUAUCUAUUACUGGUGUAUACCAGUUCUGGUUGCACUCUUGCUAGAAAAAAUUCUGCAAGAUGCCCUUAGUAAAAAAUGAGUGGCAGCACUGAAAUAGUUAAAAAUAAGCUUCAAUAGUACAAAUAAUAUAAUAGUACAAAAAGGUACAAAUAAGCAAUAACCAGCCCCAAUAUUGUUUGACUGAGGAGCUAUAUUGCAUGUACAUCAAAAUUAACACGGGUGCAUAAUUGGUCCUUUGCCAUUCAGACCGAAAAUACAAAAUAUUCAAAUACUUGCACUCCUGUAGAGAUAGAUUAAUGCCUGGUGCUAAUAAAGCAAAUAACAUAAAAAUAAAAAUGGUAGGUAACAGCACUCUAAGGACUUCAAAAAGUAAAUGGUGAAAAAAACUUAGCUUUUAUUCAGCAACUGCCACACACAAUCGACGUUUCAGUUCUUAAUACAGAACUUUCAUCAGGAUAAGGUGCAUUACACAAACCAACAUUAAUAUAUAAAAACAAAUAAGUACAUAACAUGCAAAACAGGUGUAGCUUACCCCAAUCCCUGUGUGGUCCCCAUGGUGAUUGCCAAAAAACGCGGGUAAAAUUAACCCCUGGAAAUGUAUUCAGCAGCUGGGAUGUGCUGCUGUGUAACCUCAUAAUGCUGGCAAUAGCUGGAGCCGAAAGGCUGUCUGUAUUACCAUAUCGUUAUGGUAACCAAACUGCUCGUGUGGAGGUGGGCGGGGCGGAGCAUCAGGUGGGCGUGGCUAUGGUCCGAUCUGUAGAGUGUACUCAGUGCACAGAGGGCGGGUGUCUGGUAUGGGGGAGGGAUCCUCUCUCUGCAUACUUGUGAUGCCUCACUGGUUUAAAGGAUAGAUGGCAGAGGGAUAAUCUGCUAACAGGGGUAGAGAGCACAGACAUAAAGGACACUACAUUGUGACUUCCAUGUCAAAAACAUGGCAAAGAAGUAGGUCUAAAACAAAGCUAUUGUGUGACCAUAGAGGGCUGGAAAAGUGACCUAUAUAGAAUACCUCUAGGUUAACUUGCAAAUAGCAGGGUCUGAGGCUGGAUAUAGAGUGGAAUCAGGGCUAUAUUACAGAUGCUGACUACAUGUAUGUAGUGUAGCAUAGCAGGAGCUAGAUGUCAUAAUGUCUGAUAUUGAAUGAAUAAAUAGACAAGGAGUAAACAAUAAGCCCUUGAAUAGAUACAAAGGGCACGCUGGGUUUAUUAUUCCCAGGGUAGCUGUAUAAUAAGUCAGCCCUUAUGGCAUAAUCAUACAUGGAUAAUGUUAUAUCCAAGGUUAGUACUUCAACCAUGGAUAGAGCAUGACCCAUAAAUGUGUUAACAAUGUCACAAUGUAGUGUCCUUUAUGUCUGUGCUCUCUACCCCUGUUAGCAGAUUAUCCCUCUGCCAUCUAUCCUUUAAACCAGUGAGGCAUCACAAGUAUGCAGAGAGAGGAUCCCUCCCCCAUACCAGACACCCGCCCUCUGUGCACUGAGUACACUCUACAGAUCGGACCAUAGCCACGCCCACCUGAUGCUCCGCCCCGCCCACCUCCACACGAGCAGUUUGGUUACCAUAACGAUAUGGUAAUACAGACAGCCUUUGGCUCCAGCUAUUGCCAGCAUUAUGAGGUUACACAGCAGCACAUCCCAGCUGCUGAAUACAUUUCCAGGGGUUAAUUUUACCCGCGUUUUUUGGCAAUCACCAUGGGGACCACACAGGGAUUGGGGUAAGCUACACCUGUUUUGCAUGUUAUGUACUUAUUUGUUUUUAUAUAUUAAUGUUGGUUUGUGUAAUGCACCUUAUCCUGAUGAAAGUUCUGUAUUAAGAACUGAAACGUCGAUUUUGUGUGGCAGUUGCUGAAUAAAAGCUAAGUUUUUUUCACCAUUUACUUUUUGAAGUCCUUAGAGUGCUGUUACCUACCAUUUUUAUUUUUAUGUUAUUUGCUUUAUUAGCACCAGGCAUUAAUCUAUCUCUACAGGAGUGCAAGUAUUUGAAUAUUUUGUAUUUUCGGUCUGAAUGGCAAAGGACCAAUUAUGCACCCGUGUUAAUUUUGAUGUACAUGCAAUAUAGCUCCUCAGUCAAACAAUAUUGGGGCUGGUUAUUGCUUAUUUGUACCUUUUUGUACUAUUAUAUUAUUUGUACUAUUGAAGCUUAUUUUUAACUAUUUCAGUGCUGCCACUCAUUUUUUACUAAGGGCAUCUUGCAGAAUUUUUUCUAGCAAGAGUGCAACCAGAACUGGUAUACACCAGUAAUAGAUAUAUACCCCCAAAAUUUUUUUGUACAUUACAUACACACGGGUGCUUAAUCUCUAUGGAAGAGUUUUUUGCACAAGCAGGCGGCUUACUGGAACAGGCAGAAACCUUACAAUAUACUGAGGAAGACGCAGAACGGAUUAGGUGGGAUGAACUGACCACAGAUCUCCCCCAGACUACUACCCUCAAAGAAAUCUACUUGGAACUGAUACGGUUAAAAAAGAAAGAAACCGACUUGGAUUUGCACGGACUGUUCCUAUCGGAUUACCACAGGAGACUACAAAUACCAAGGGGGUUUAGGAUUAAGAACAUCCCCACAAUAGGGCGAACAAAACCAAAAGUCUGCAAGAAAUGGAUUGCAGUACUAAAUAAAUGUUCCCUAGACCUGAUUCUUAUUAUCAUAGAAGACGUAAAGGAAGAUCUUAUUAAAAUUAGACAACGUAUUACACUACUUGAGGCAAAAGAGGCUUUAUUAUUAACCUCAGAAGAAGCAGCCCCUACCCUGUUGAAACUUGAACAAAAUGUUAAAGAAUAUAAGACCGACCUGAUUAGAUUCAAGCGUGAAAAACAAGAAAAAGUCAAGAGUGACUACACGGAACACAGGGUAUAUAGGUGGUUGAGUGGCCAGAACGAGGCCCCACGCUUCACAAGGAACAGGAGACCCAUUAGGAGACCAAGGCAAUAUACAAUAGAUAAAACCUCAGCGGAUUCCACCUCAGACUCAGACUCCCAACCAAGAACCCAGAACGUACAACAAACAAACCUUUUUUUAGAGAAAGGCAAUACAGCAACAGGCACUACUACGAGACAACGCGCCAGACAAGAUAUCGAAGAAAGCGAUAUAUCACAAGAAGAGGACAGAAGGGUAGGAUUUACUGGGCCAAGAGGCAGACCACCACGCCGGAGAUAGUACCAAUUUUCAACCUAUCAACACGGCAACUUACCAACGCAGAAAACAAAUUACUGAUGAGAGGCCUCUUUUUUGUACCAACUACAUACCCCAAUCCACUUACUCAGGAGGUGGAAAUAUAUAAGUUUGGGAGAAACUUAAGAUUGAAAGAUUUCUUUAAAUCACAGAGUACACAAGAACCAUCGAGCAAGAUGUUCAAAGUUAAGAGUACGUGGGAUCCCCUACCCAAUCAGUCCACAAUAAAGACAUUUCUAAAAUCUUUAAAUUAUGAAACCCAACUGCACCUUAAUCAACGAACAAAACAUAAAACUAAUAUUACUAAAGAAGAAAGAAAUAUAAUAACUUCGCUAGCCAAGGACCCAAGUCUGAUCAUUCGACCAGCUGACAAAGGUGGGGGUAUAGUGCUUCUGAACUAUACGGAUUACAGACAGGAGAUUCUCACACAAUUGGGAGAUCUGACUACGUACUCAAGACUCACUGCAGACCCUACUAUAACUAUAAUGCAAACUAUCCAACAGACCCUCCAAAGAGGACUGGAGGCAACCUACAUCACCCAGGAGCUUUUUGAUUUUUUACUACAAAAAAAUCCGAGAACACCAGUAAUAUACACAUUACCUAAGAUACAUAAAGAUCCCAUAUCACCACCAGGAAGACCCAUUGUUUCAGCAAUAGGAGGGGCCCUUGAACCAAUAGCCAAAUGGCUAGACUACCUGUUCAAGAAACCCGUUGAGGAGUUGCCCACUUGUAUCAAAGACACCCCAAGUCUUCUUAAAUUAUUACAACAGUUUACUGGACAAGAAUCUGAGUUUACUUUUAUAACGUGUGACGUUAAAAGCUUGUAUACUAUUAUCCCACAUGACAUGGGCAUCAAUGCUAUGCGGACUAUCCUGACAUCUUCAACAUCAUACACGGGACCACCUGUCGAGUAUGUACUAGAAUUACUACACCUUGUACUCAGUCUUAAUUAUUUUAGAUUUGAGCAUACCUGGUACAAACAAAUCGCAGGAACCUCGAUGGGGGCGGCUAUGGCGCCAAUGUACGCUAAUAGCUAUAUGUAUGCAUUUGAAAAAGAACAUAUACUUACACCCUUCAUGGAUAAUAUACUGCUUUACCGCCGAUUCAUCGACGAUAUCAUUAUCAUUUGGAAAAAUGGGGGACCAACACCAAAUCAAAUGUUGAAUACCAUCAACAAUCUGGAUACACCAGUCCGCCUCACAAUGACAACCAAUGACAAGCAGAUUGACUUCUUGGAUGUUCGUUUGUAUAAAGAAGAGGGCACAAUAGCCUAUACUCUAUUUAACAAACCCACGGACAGGAACACUCUCCUGCAUGCUGAAAGUUACCAUCCGAAACAUCUCAUUAAGUCACUUCCACAGUCACAAUUUAUGAGAGUAAUACGUAAUAACUCCAAUGUGGCAAAUACCCAACUCCAACUACAAGAUAUGUGGGAAAAAUUUCUUGCACGGGGUUACAAGCCCGUGGAUCUAUCUAAGGCAUUGGACAGAUGUUAUGAAACACCGACACAGAAUACAGUAACAACAGCACCAACUGAAAGAUUGAUAUUCCCAAUAACAUAUACCACCAUAUCUGACGAGAUAAAACAAUCAGUGGACCGUAAUUGGCGAAUUCUACAGAAUGAUACCAGUUUACCACCUCAAUUUAAACAGCGCCCAAUGAUGUGUUACCGUAGGGGCAGCAAUUUGAGGGACCUACUGGUUAAAACUGACCCCAUACAUUGUUAUAGCAAACCUACUACCUACCAGAACCUGGGGUGUCACAGAUGUUUGGGCUGCGUGACAUGCAGCCACAUGAUCCCCAGUAAAUCAUUUGUACAUCCACACACUGGAAAAAAAUACCCCAUAAAACAUAGACUAACUUGCACAAGUGACUUUGUGGUAUACAAAUUGGGGUGUCCUUGCGGUUUGAUGUAUGUGGGGAAAACUGAUCUACCACUACGAGAGAGAAUUCGCAACCACCGUUCAAGUAUACGUACAGCCUAUAGAGACAAUGGGUCAGAACAGCCGGUGGCGAAACAUUUUUUGGAGAAAAAUCACCCCUUACCAGCAAUGAAGUUUCUGGCUAUUGAUCACAUCCCACCACCCCUAAGAGGUGGCGACCGUAAGAAGCUCCUACUACAAAGAGAACUUUAUUGGAUCCGAACACUGGAUACUGUGCAACCCAGAGGACUAAACGAAAAAUAUACUCUAGGUAUAUUCUUAUGAUAUAUCUCCAGGACUGGACCAAAAAUAUUCUCUCAUUUUAAUGCUCCAAAAAUGUUUUUGUGUAUAUAUAUUGGACUCUAAGAAUUAACCACCUCUGUAUAUUAGUUUAUAGCCUGUAUGUUCUUUAUGUAUGCGUAUUAUACUGUGGACCGAUGAGCGCACUAAAGUUUGACACAUUACCAUUGGACAGCACCGACAUUAUAUGUAUUCCUUGCACAUAUAAAUGACAAUGGUCUGUCUAGACACACGUCCCCGCAGGAACUUUAGAAUCACCACUACUCUUUUUAUGACAGUGUAUUAUUAUUUAACACAUUUAUGGGUCAUGCUCUAUCCAUGGUUGAAGUACUAACCUUGGAUAUAACAUUAUCCAUGUAUGAUUAUGCCAUAAGGGCUGACUUAUUAUACAGCUACCCUGGGAAUAAUAAACCCAGCGUGCCCUUUGUAUCUAUUCAAGGGCUUAUUGUUUACUCCUUGUCUAUUUAUUCAUUCAAUAUCAGACAUUAUGACAUCUAUUUAUUCAUUCAAUAUCAGACAUUAUGACAUCUCCUUGUCUAUUUAUUCAUUCAAUAUCAGACAUUAUGACAUCUAGCUCCUGCUAUGCUACACUACAUACAUGUAGUCAGCAUCUGUAAUAUAGCCCUGAUUCCACUCUAUAUCCAGCCUCAGACCCUGCUAUUUGCAAGUUAACCUAGAGGUAUUCUAUAUAGGUCACUUUCCCAGCCCUCUAUGGUCACACAAUAGCUUUGUUUUAGACCUACUUCUUUGCCAUGUUUUUGACAUGGAAGUCACAAUGUAGUGUCCUUUAUGUCUGUGCUCUCUACCCCUGUUAGCAGAUUAUCCCUCUGCCAUCUAUCCUUUAAACCAGUGAGGCAUCACAAGUAUGCAGAGAGAGGAUCCCUCCCCCAUACCAGACACCCGCCCUCUGUGCACUGAGUACACUCUACAGAUCGGACCAUAGCCACGCCCACCUGAUGCCCGCCCCGCCCACCUCCACACGAGCAGUUUGGUUACCAUAACGAUAUGGUAAUACAGACAGCCUUUGGCUCCAGCUAUUGCCAGCAUUAUGAGGUUACACAGCAGCACAUCCCAGCUGCUGAAUACAUUUCCAGGGGUUAAUUUUACCCGCGUUUUUUGGCAAUCACCAUGGGGACCACACAGGGAUUGGGGUAAGCUACACCUGUUUUGCAUGUUAUGUACUUAUUUGUUUUUAUAUAUUAAUGUUGGUUUGUGUAAUGCACCUUAUCCUGAUGAAAGUUCUGUAUUAAGAACUGAAACGUCGAUUGUGUGUGGCAGUUGCUGAAUAAAAGCUAAGUUUUUUUCACCAUUUACUUUUUGAAGUCCUUAGAGUGCUGUUACCUACCAUUUUUAUUUUUAUGUUAUUUGCUUUAUUAGCACCAGGCAUUAAUCUAUCUCUACAGGAGUGCAAGUAUUUGAAUAUUUUAUAUAUAUAUAUAUAUAUAUAUAUAUUAUAAUUUUUUUUAAAGAGAGCGAGAACAAAAGGUCAGGGUUUGAAGGUAAAAAUUUGAAUACUCAUGUAAGUAACAGAAUUACUGAAAGUGUAAUAAACACUGUGAAUAGUCACCCAGUGGAAAAGGAUAACAGUGAUGUAGAAAUUGAAGCAGAUACCCUUAAGCGAUUCCACUGAAACUUUCAAGGACUCACAGUGAAAUUGAACCGUAGUAGAUACCUGGAAUAGCUUUCUGGUGAUAGCAGUAAAGGCUAACUGUGAUCUAGAACAGUUAUUUUCUGUAAUGACCCUCUAAUUAGAACCGUAAACAAAUAUAAUAAAACGUGGAGCUGUUAAAAAGUAUUCUUUGCUUGUUUCUUUGUAGCUAACUAUGCCAAGCCCAAUGCCAGAGUAUUUGAAUGUGCACUAUAUCUGUGAAUCCGCUUCCCGUCUGCUUUUCCUUUCCAUGCACUGGGCCAGGUCUAUUCCAGCCUUCCAAGCCCUGGGGUAAGUAGAUGCCUUUCCUGCCUGGAAAAUACUCCUCAAUGUGUCAUAAACCGAGCAGCUUGUGACUUCCAUUAGUUUUGCUGAAUACAUCAUGGACACCUCAAAAGGUGUAUUUUUGUGGCCACAUCACUCUAACCAUUAAAGGGAUACAGUAGUCACCAAAACAACUUAAUGAAGCAGUGGUUUCAUUUUCAAACAGAUGUAACUUAAUUAAAAAUAUAUAUAAAUUUUUUUAUCUCCUACUUUGUAAAUUGAACUUUAGUCAGAUACAGGAGGCUCCUGUAGGGUUUAGGAAGCUAUUAGCAGAGCAGGAAAUAAGAAAUUUUAAAUUAAACAGAAUUAGAAAUAAAUAAAGUGUAAACAUUAGAUGACUCUUUACAGGAAGUGUUUAGGAAGGCUGUGCAAGUCACAUGCAGGGAGGUGUGACUAGGGCUGCAUAAACAAAGUGAUUUAACUCCUAAAUAGCAGAUGAUUAAGCAGUGAGACAGCAGGGGAAUGAUCUAUACACCAAAACUGCCUUAUUAAGCAUACAUUGUUUUUUUGACUAUAGUGUCCAUUUAAACCCUUAAGGACCAAACUUCUGUAAUAAAUGGGAAUCAUGACGUCACACAUGUCAUGUAUCCUUAAGGGGUUAAAGAAUCAUGGAGUGAUGACACGGUAUUAACCCGAUUCUGACAGCUAAAUCUGUAUUUCUUCUUUGAGCAUGGAUCUCUUGUUGGUACUCUGUAAUAACACACUUUCAUCUCUAUCCAGACAGGAUUGCAACACAAGCCUUGUCCGUGCCUGUUGGAAUGAGCUGUUUACUCUAGGACUUGCGCAGUGUGCACAAGUCAUGAGUCUUUCCACUAUUUUAGCCGCUGUUGUCAACCAUCUACAAAACAACAUUCAAGAGGGUAAAUUUGUGUCUAUUUCAUCUCUUAUCUUUAUUGUCAGUUAUACAUAUUCACUUACAAAUAAACAUCAACAGAAUAGCAUUUCACAUAAUUAAGACAUUGGGUGAAAAGAACCUAAAUUAAUUAUUCUUCCGGGUAUUUACACUUGCACUUGUAUUUCAUGCCCCAUGUGUGGAGAGCAUAUUUGUGUGUGUGUGUAUGCCAAUUAUAUAUAAAACAUAAUAUAAAUAUAUAUUGCCACUUAUCCAAAGGCCAUUGGCGGGUGAAAAUUCAGCUCUGGCAAGUAAAAAAUGGGAUCUCCAGGUUUUUACACUGUUCUAUUAGAAUAGGACUUAAGGGGAACGGGGGGGUGAUUAAUUUGUGUGUAUGUAUGUAUGAAUAUACACACACUACUUUUACUUUAUCCUUUCAAGCUAACUACUACACAAUAUUGGCCUUGAUUUUAUUAUUUUUUUUGGAUAUGCUUUUCAAAUUAUUUCAUUAUUAUUAUUUUUAUUUUAUUUUUUUAUUCUUUAUUUUGUUCGUGCGUGUGUUGAACAUGUGGCGUAGCAGUGCCACUACAGCUAUACAUUUCCCUUUUAAACAUAUGGCAUUAAAUACAUACAUUGCACUUUUUAUGUGUUAAUAGGGUAAGUACGCAGGGAUGUCUUUCGUUUUAUAUAGUUAACGCUAGACGUAGAAAAAUCAGUGCUUAGUCGGUUUGUCUCUGAGCUGGGCUAAAAACUGUCAGUCAGACCACUUGUUAUGUUUUUGUAUGGCUAUGCUGGGUAGCUGGUUAGAGGCUGGUGUUGUUACGUCGAUUCUAUGGGGUUUCGUGUGUGUCAGGCUAUUUAGGGUGGCGUGAUCUCAUUGCGGUGUGUAUUUCUGUGUGCCAAAUUAGUUCAUAUUUUAAUCAAUUUUUAUAUAUUGAUAUUUUGAAAAAAAUCUUGUGAAAAUUGUAUCCAAAAAUAGUAAACGAAGGCCAUAAUUUGAAAAGUUUUAAUACAAGAUAUAGGCAGCUUGCGGUAACUAAUUUAUCUUUUUUUUUUUUUUUUUUAAGACCUCCAAGUGACAGGUCCACUUAGUUUGUUGUAUAAGAUUUCUUAGGAAAGUGGGGAAAAAAAGCUGUUUUAUUAUGCUUUUUCAAGUGCAUGAUGUUUUCCUACUUAAUGAAAGUCCAUUUCAUAACAUGCCAUUGUGUGACUCUAAUUUCCUGUGCAGACAAACUUUCUGGGGAGAGAAUAAAGCAAGUAAUGGAGCACAUCUGGAAACUACAGGAGUUCUGCAAUAGCAUGACCAAGCUAGAUAUUGAUGGAUAUGAAUAUGCGUACCUGAAAGCUGUGGUUCUCUUCAGCCCAGGUUAGAAACGGUCUUUCAUUGGUGUGUGUCUUUUUUCGCUUUUGGCUAUGUGAACAUUGUCGGAGCUCCAGGGUAAAAAACAAAACAAAAACGUAUAUUAUUUAUUCUCACAUAAAAAUAUUUGAUUUAAAUCUGAGAAGACAAGGCCAAAGGUGUUUGAGCACCUCAUUGUAACAGCUGCUACAACAGACAGGAUGUGGAAGCCCCCAAGAUCACAGAAAAGGUCCACUUUGCUAGGGAUGUUUCUUCAGCCCUUCUCUUUCCCCUUACUCAUCCACUAAUUAAGUCCAGACCAGUCCACUAAUACAGGACACCAUUGUUCAGCAGCAGUAAGCUCUUCAUUAUCCCUGCACUGACUAACACAACAGGUAGAGAGAAAGCAGUCACCACAGCCUGCUCUGAUUGAAGCACACUGAUCAAACUUUCUCUUUUAUAUCCAUGUCAGCAUGUUGCAAGGUGAAGAGAUCUUCCAACUGCAUGUGUGAUUCUGUUAGGCAUGCCCAAUGCACUUUUCCGUCGUUCCUAGGGAUAGAACACUGGUUAUUGAAGGGUUUUAUCAAAAUGCAGACAAGAUCUCCAUGCACAAAGCUAUAUGGUCAAACUGGAACGAAAUCUCUAUAUCAAAUACAGUUGAUAUUUCCUGAAUAAUAAAUGCCAUGUAAGUUAAUCUGCCAAUUAGGGAAGGGGUUUUACAGAACUACUGGUAACUCAUUUUUUUGUUUAAGAUUAUAUGACCAAACUGAAUUUGAACUGUUAAAAUGUAUAUUGCUUCCCUGGGUUGAGACUGAACAUUGUACUAAAUGCAUAUCCCUCUCCCCCUACCCCACUGUACUCUUCCUCUCCCCCCCACCCCUGCUCCCUCUCUCCCAAAAGAAAAAAUAUGGCACGUAGAAAUAAAAUGCAAGGGCUUGCAAGACACAGCAAGGGAUUUGUUGAUGCACAUAAUGGAUUAAAUAGGAACAAAUAGCUUAGAAAUUGAACAAAACACUUUUUAUACAUAACCCAUAUUGUAUCAACUUGCACUGCCUGUGAGUUUGGAAAACUGCUGGAAAUUGUCUUUCUUUUUUUCUACUUAUUACAGGGUUUUUCGCUAAAGAAACAUUGUAUGGGAUUCAAAGUAAAUUUACACUUUAAUGCCAAAAUACCCAAACUGAAAAAAUUCAGUCCAGCUUUUCACUUUAAAUUCUCACCAUUGUGAAUUAUCUUGUGUGUGUCUAAAGGGUUACUCCAAGCACCAUGACUACUUCAGUGAUUAAAGUGACCAUAGUGCAUUGAGUGUGUAGGUGCAGUGUUUUGCUAUGAAACACUGCACAUUGAGUUUAAACACUUUCCUGUUGAAGGUGUCACUCAACCUCUGGCAGGUUCAUUGAGGCAUCAUUUGCCAACAUGGCAAGAUUCUAUAGUGACAGUUCGCAUUAGGGGGGUUGGUUUUGCCUUUAUGAUGAGAAAAUAUAUUUGUUUGUUUACUAAAUAUCAUUGAGAGACUGCCUUUAUGGAUCAUACAGAUCAUCCUGGACUGUCCAGUACACCGCAGAUCGAAAAGUUUCAAGAGAAGGCACAAAUGGAGCUUCAGGACUAUGUGCAAAAAACUUAUCCAGAUGACACAUACAGGUAACUGAACUCUUCACAAAAGGGCAAGUAGGGGGAGGAUGUGAUUUCCAGCAUUGUAUCAGGGAUGGUUACACCAUGGAAAGAUAUGGGCCCAGCAACCCCUUUUGUUAUUUAAAUUCUUUUAUUGAAGCAAAAUAAAAUAAUAAAAAGUUAGUUAUUUGGGAUAUUAUCGCCUACAUGGGAGAUGGCAUACUUAACUCCUGAGUCACUUAAUGUUUCUUAUGGCAAUAGAUAGGUUUUUAAUAGGGCACCCUAAGCAACAAAACCAAUACAUCUCAAAGGAACACUUCAAUGCCCAAGUAUAAAAAAAAAACUGUUUAGUAGAUAUAACCAAAGGAUAAUAAGUAUGCAUUUAAUUUGUGUUUUUCUUUUUUUCAUUGGGAGUAUAUAAAAAAACAGCUUGCAAAAGUUGCAGAUCUUAUGUCUGCUGCCUUUACAAGCCUCCCCACCCCUUCUAAUCCCGACCCAGACUUUCUGUCAGUGUCCAAUCACAGACUUUCCAAUGCAGAUCAAUGAGAAGUCUUUGCCAGGCAGGUGUUCUGGGCACUAGCCUGCCUCUUGAGUUUAGCUCCACAACCAACUAAACAAUAAGAAAGUAACAGGACAGGUUUUCCGUAACAAGGUUAAGUGCUAAUUUCUACUGAACUCUGGACGUUUUGAAAAAUGACAAGAGGACACGCUCUUCACACAAAAAAGCACUUCCGCAAACUAAACCAAUUUAAGGGUCUGGAUUAUCCCUUUAAUGUAGUCGGUUUUUGUGCGUAGAUGCUGUCCCAUUACUUGUACAGUGUCAAAUGUAUCUAAUUCUGAGAAAUGUCAAUGUUCAAGAGAAUGCCUCUGGUCAGGCACACAGCAUUAGAGGCAGUACCUACUUCAAAUAUUACUCCAGUAAGAAAACAAAUAUAUAUACCUCCAAUUAGGUCAUCAAUCCUGAUGACUUUUAGAAGGUUUUCAUGUUCCAUGCCAUCACCAGUGGCGUACAUACCAUGGUCCCAGCUGCGACCAGGCCCAUCACUCCAGGGGGCCCUGCAACCGGGUACCCGCCGCCAUCUUUUGUGGCCACCGCCCGUGCGGCAAACCGCCGGGGCCACCAACAUGGGGUCCAUCGGGUGGCCCGUGCUGUUAGGGCCACCCGAGGGAGAUGGAUUCUCAGGGGGCCCGGUCAGUGCUGCAGCACUUUAACAGCGCGACCGGGCCCCCUCUGAUGAGAUCACACGCUGGGAGGAAGUGAUUGCCCUGGUCACUCCUCCCAGCAAUCACACAGAGCCUGAACGGGAGGAAGCAGAGGAGGGAGUCAGAGUGGGACUCCCAUCAACCUGAGCCACCACUGGACCCCAGGGAAAGUCACUCUCCUGCACCUAAAAGGUAGGGAACAGGAGGAUGACUUAAACAUUUUCUGUGUGUGUCUUUGUAUGUGUCUGUCUGUAUGUAUCUGUCUUUGUGUGUGUGUAUAUGUGUCUAUAUAUCUGUCUGUAUAUGUGUGUGCGUCUCUAUGUGUGUGCGUCUGUCCGGGGGGGGGCACAGAUCAGUUUUGCAUCGGGGCCCCAUGGAUUGUGUGUAUGCCACUGGUCAUCACAUAUCGCAUAAUGCGGCUAAGGCUUUUCUAUGAAAAGUAAAUGAUUGAAGAAAAAUAAUCAGGAUUGAUGACCUCAUUGGAGGUAGAGCAGCUGAUGGAAGAAUACUGUCCUGGCUUUGGAAUAAAGGUACGUUUUUAUAGAGUUUUCUAGUUUAGAGUUAUUUAUUUAUUUAAAUGGGGAUCCCAUAAUCUAAAAUAAAGAAGCUUGUCUAAUUAUUAGCUACUUAUAAACAGAAUACCAAUUCCUUUAGAGGGCUACUAUCUAGGUUCUCUGUACCAAAUUAAACUUUCUCACUGUGGUUACAAUGAAAGAACUUCACAGCUCCAUUAAAACUCAGUUUAUGCCUUUAGCCUGGCUAGCCAACCGUGUAAAACGGCAUUUAUCUGCAGAGAUAAACACCAAUUUUGCAACAAGCAGGAUGCAUUGUGGUUUUAGCAUUUGCUCCUGUCUAGAAGAAAUUCUUAGAAUAAAAAAAAAAAAUCUCCUCCACCUCUUGCAAUAUGUCUCUACAAAACAAUGUCCCAAAUGACCAUUGCCAGAAGAUCUCACAGAAAGCCUUCCAGUGAUUUUGUACACAGUGGCCAUUUAUAGCACUCUUUCAUUCUCAUACUUAGCUAAUGUUUUUUUCACGUCCACUCCAGGCUGGCACGAAUCUUAGUGCGGCUCCCGGCCCUACGACUCAUGAACUCCAGCAUCACAGAAGAACUUUUUUUUACUGGCCUCAUUGGGAACGUUCCCAUCGACAGCAUAAUCCCUUAUAUCCUCAAGAUGGAGACGGCAGAAUACAAUGGGCAGAUUACGGGGACCAGCGUAUAACCCGAGCCAAUGCACUUAAAGCACUUGUAAGUGCACCCUAUUAGGGAGCAAGAAAAAACAAAAACAUUUUGGGGAACAUGCACUUAUGCUUCAAUCCAGUGUAAAUGAUAACAUUUUCUUUCUCCAUCUGGAGGUUUGAAUAGCCUCCUGUUUUAUCCACUACCUGGAAAGAAACAAAACGUUAACAGCCAUAACCAGAAGACUAGAUUGGAGCUCGUCUGUUACGUUGUAUUUUUGUCUACAUUUCGAUGAAGACUUUAACAUGUUUUUGUAGUGUAAGAAAAUCAGUUGCCAGUGAAGGCAGAUUGUACCAUCGAAUCACUUGCCAAAAAAAAUUGGUAUUGGCCAGGUAAUCCAAACAAGGUAACUACCCUGUAAUACUAACUUUUUCCUCUCCAUGAUUUUAUAUUUAUUUAUGUGUUAUGUGUGUGUAUAUAUAUCAUGAUUUUAUGUAUCUCGUCAGGCGUAACUUACUAGUCUUGGUACUUGUUCACUUACUGUGUGAUAUUUUAUAAAGGUGCCUGAUGAGAUGUCCCUUUUUUUUUUUUUUUUUUUCCAAGACAAAACUUUGAAGUAGAUGACUGACUUCUUAAUACUGUGUUGCUUUAUCCAAUACUUUAAUUGGGGAGAGAAAGGAUUCAGUUCUAAAAUAAAUAUUCGAUAUAUUUAAAUCCGUUAAAAUAGAAAUUCACCUUUCCUAUGGUAUGCAUAUAAAAUAAUAGCUUUUAGCCCCUUCCCUUAUUAAUGUAUACUUGUUUUUGUGUAUUUGCGUUUCCUUAAAUUUAAUAUGGCUUGCCCUCAAACGUAAAAUUUGAGCACCCACAGUCCGGACCGGUGUGUCUUUGUUAAUAAAUGGCCAGGAUUCAGCCUGAGGCCUUACUGUAGCUUUUGAAGACAAUACAUUCCUAGUUAGGAGCUUUUGAUGAAAAUGGCAUUAAGGAGGGUUCUGUCCACGGAGUCUCUUUUUCCAAUCUUGUUCUGUUUCUCAUAAUUUGAAGCACUUUCCUAUGACUCCUCCCAGUGCCAUUAUGCCCCAUGAAAGCCCCUCUUUUUGUCAUUGGAGCUUUUGGCUCCAUAUCACAAUAGUGCAUAACGAUGCAGCAGACAAUCAGGUAACUGUAUAGAUUGGGAACAAGCCAGAGGCAUCUUCAUAUGUGGACACUUGGUUUGUGUUCCAGCUUCUAGGAUAUCAUAGGUGCAAAGUAUGACAGUGCACUAGAAGUAAAAACUCUUCAUACUUCAUAUAUUCAUUACUGUCACUCUUGUCACUUGAAUUUUUCUUUACAUAACAAACAAUAUAAAGUAAUAUUUCAUGCAACCAGUUUCCCUUACUUGAGCUGAGAAGAGACUUUCAGAUAAAAGGCUGCUGGCAGCUAGUCAGAAAAUAUGAAGUCAUUAGUUGAGCUGGUUAAAUUAUCGCAUUCUGCUGUGCAGCAUAGAGGGAGUUUAAGAACUGCCUGGUGAUUCAGAGUUCUCACUAUGCCCAAUGAAGUAUGACAAGAAGUUUGUGAACAUUAAAAUUGUUUGCUUUUAAUAGCAGCUGCUGAGCAGCUAAAAAAAAUCAACAAAAAAAAUUAUACAGUUUAAAAACUGUUCCAUUCUAAUGUAUAGAACAUUUCAGAUGUAAGAGUCACUUUAAUUCUAAGAGCUCCAGAUUUUUGUUUGGCACGUUAUUAUAGAUUUCUCUCCUCUCUUUCAACCUUUGGGAUUCCAAAAGGUUAAACUUUUGCCUGUGUGAUGUUUGAGAGAUACUCCUAAAAAGAAAGAAAAUUGUAUAAAAAGAAAAAUAUCUACAUUUCAAGUUUUUAAAUGUUUUUUGCCUCAACAUUUUGCUGUAAAAUGUGUAAUUGUUGAAUACUCCAAGCACUUGCAAUUUAUAUUUAUGACUUUCAGUUAUGUUUAAAUGCUCUUGUUAUUAUUAUGCAUUGUUUUUUAUUAUAGUUUUCCUUAGAACUGUAUCAACGUUCCCAGAGCACGCCAUUACAUUUUCACUGAUGGACAAAGACUUAAUACUUUGAGUGCCGGUUGGGUAAUGCCACUACAUUCUUUGGCACCCAUUGGUUUGGUUAUUGGGAUGAAAAUUACUAGUCACUAGUGUGAAUGUUUGUUCAAGGAAAAGAAUACAUUUCCCAGCUGCUGUGCACAGUUCUUCCCAUAAUUCUUAGCAUUAUGGGAACUUUUGCUUGCAGUGGCACAGAGACCCAGAGGCUGCCUUAUCCUUGUUUUAUGGCAUAUAACCUUACUGAAAGGUUUACAUUGUCUUUACUCAUCCAUAGAAUUUAAUCCUCAAAUCGUGUAUUUGGCACUUUAGAAUGAGCCUAUUAGGUUACAUUUUAUGUGUGUUUCCUAUGGAAAGAAGCCUGAAGAAAGCACUCCUUAAUAAACCCUUUCCUGCACUUUCCCUUUGGAGAUAUGCUGCAAACACCCAUUUUUCUACAUAUCUCGUACAGCAGGGGUAGGCAACCUUUUGGCACUACAGAUGUGUCAUGAGAGAUGCCCUAUACAUCAUCUGGAGUGCAAAAUGUUGCCUACCCUUGUCCUAGAGUGUGUACGUACAUAGAUGUGUGUGAUAUAGAUUGGUGCUAAUCCAUCACUCCAUUCUAUCUGACUCUACAAACAAGUGAAUUGAUUGGGAUAGUCUUUCCAAACCAUUAUUGCAUAUUAACAUUGUUAUUUACUAAGAUAAGGAUGCAAAGUUAAUUUCAAAUUAAAGUUCAUAGUAACCAAACUGACAGCAUACCUAACUAAGAGAAUUUUUCCAGUAUGGCUAUGUGACCUUAAAGGGACACCAGGUGCUAGAACCACUACAGCUUAAUGUAAAGGUUCUGGGCCAAAGAUACUAAACUGCCUUUUCCGAGAAAAGGCAGAACUUGCAUUACUGUCUAAUGCUACUUCUAGUGUCUGUCACUCAGACUUACUGGAUGUGAUUCUGCCAAGAUUGCUCUGCAUAGAGACGCUUUCCCCAUAGUGAUGUAUUCUCCCCUAAUUGCUUCUCUAUGGAGAAACAUUAGAUUGGAUGAGAGCCAUACUCUAAAAAGCUUUUAAAACACUCUAGUGUUAAGUAUACAAACAUGUAUUCCUAAUGCUAGUGUUCCAUUAAAUUUGAAAUUCACUUUGAAUUCUUACUGUAAUUAAUAAAUCUGUAAAUCUCCAGCCUGGAUUGUCUUUGGGACACCGUUCAAAUGAUGCCAGAGUCGGCCAAUGAUAAUAACUGAUAAUGAUGUAUGUUGUGAUCCUAUCAUGUACUGGUACCCUUUACUUUGGGCAAUAAAUGAAUUUUAGUGGCCUUGGGGAACAACUGCCCCUGCCAGUUCUCACCUGUGUAAAAUGCUCACUUUGUAUAAAAUGAGUCAGAUGUAUUUUUAUUAUGUGUGAUUGGAAAUCUGACAUUAAAUCAUUGCAUAUAGUCAGACAAAUUAUUGCUAACUAAUACGUCUCAUGGCAACAAACUGUAAAUGUUAAAGGGACACUAUAGUCACCUGAACAACUUUAGCUUAAUGAGGUUGUUCAGGUGAGAACUAUAGCUCCCUGCAAUCUUGAGAAAAUACAGUGUUUACAUUGCAAGCUAGGAACACCUCCAGUUGCAGUCACUCAGAGUGAACCAGAGGGACUUCGGAGUUGAUAGAGGCAUAAUAUGCCUCCAUCCACUCAGAUCUGCUGUCAGCAGAGCACAGGGCAGUAAUGUGCACAGCAUCCUGUGAUUCAGUAUCUCCUCCCUCUGCAUGCAGACACUGAACUUUCCUCAUAGGGAUUAAUUGAUUCAAUUAAUCUCUUUGAGGAGAUGCUGAUUGGCCAGGGCUGUGUUUGAAUCAUGCUGGCUCUGCCGCAAUCUGCCUCUUUGUCAGUCUCAGCCAAUCCUAUGGGGAAGCAUUGUGAUUGGAUCAGGCUACCACAUGUCAGCAGACUGUUUGUUUGUUUUUCUGAGUCUAACAGCAUGCAGAUUUACAGCUUCAGGCUUGAAUACAGUAAUAUUUUUACUAUAUUUAUGGAGGCAUGAGGGGCCCAGGGGGGCUAGAUGGUGGUGUUAACACUAUAGGGUCGGGAAUACAUGUUUGUAUUCCUGACCCUAUAGUGAUCCUUUAAUAAAAGGUUAUGCUUGAAAACCUAUACAAUAAGUAUCAUUGACAUCCAGUAUCCUUAUGAUGCUUCACAUUGGAAAACUUUAGCGUUUUCCAUUAUUAUUAUUUUCUUCUAGUGUCCUUUAUCUGCCUGUCUCAAGUACACAACUUGGUUCUCUGUGUUGGCGGGGGGGCAAGCCAGGGCUCAAAAUUUCCACUGUCUCACUAGCAUGUCGUAAUUGAAAAUUUAGCUCUGGUAAAUAAAAAUGUUUCCCUGGUAGGUGCGACAUGGACCCUUCACUAACUUUUAGCCCUGUCUAGUAGCAUAGGACUUGUAAUUUUCAUACAUGGCAAUUAUAAUUUCAGUAUAUAAGGCUUUUCAAGCAGAUUACCUAUGGCUCCUGCAGUAUAUAUCCAUUAAUGCCCUUUAUUGAGCCCCCUUCACUCACACUGGCACAAUAGUAAAUUGAAUUAUAGCAAAUUCCUGGUCUUGUGUCUGUAACAAGAGGCUCGUGAGGCUGGCGAUGGUUCUGCACAACUAAUCUGAAUAUCAUCAGUUUGCUCAGGUGUCAUUAGGCAUAACAGAAAUGUUUCUGUCCCUUCUACAUGUUUGGGUUUGUUUGUGCAUGAUUUGAGGUGGCAAGUGAACUUUGUUCUUGAGGUGGCUUUCACUGGUAACAAAUCUAAGAUAUUGGUGAAGAUUUACGUGUCACUUAUAGAAAAGUGCUUAGACUGCAGAAAUCACCAUAGAAACCAGUCAAAUAUUCCUACUAAUUGCUUUUAGACGUUUGACAUAUUUUUCUAUUACUGACACUUUUAAUGCCCCAUCAAAAACAUGGACUGCAUCUUGAGCUAUAUACUGUUUCAACCAAUCAGUAGUUUUAUGAUUAUAUAUAUCUAUCUCUCUCUCUCUCUCU
Molecule: messenger RNA, 71382 nt
Organism: Pelobates cultripes (western spadefoot toad)
Lineage: Eukaryota; Metazoa; Chordata; Amphibia; Anura; Pelobatidae
Source: the annotation of a GenBank genome assembly